Messenger RNA from Coregonus sp. 'balchen', 61336 nucleotides. NCBI's taxonomy places the organism in Eukaryota, Metazoa, Chordata, Actinopteri, Salmoniformes, Salmonidae. The record is from the annotation of a GenBank genome assembly.
UUACCCGUUGAUGUGCUUGGACGAGACAUCUCUUUGUUCACUGUUUAGUCUACGACUGACUGUUGGUCGUUAUUUCGGAAAAUGUCCGACGGCGGCGGGGGCGACGAUAGCUCCGGCACCAUGGAGGUGUCUACAGCCGUGCAAACGGUUGCUGAUGCCGCCGUGCUGCAGAAGCAUAUUCGUAAACUUGUCCCUUUGCUCCUGGAAGAUGGCGGCGAUGCUCCGGCCUCCUUGGAAACCGCCCUAGAAGAGAAAAGCUCCAUAGAGCAGAUGAGGAAGUUUCUCUCAGACCCCCAAAUUCACACCAUUCUGGUCGAGAGAAGCACUCUCAAAGGUCAGUCUGAUUCAAGUACUGUAACUAGUUAACUAACUAGCUAGUAAGUUUUCAAGAAAUUGCUAGCUAAUUGCUUUUUUAAAUGUUUUUUUUUAUUGCUAGCUAGCAGACUGCAUCUUCGUAGGCUACAUCUAGCUAGCCAGCUAACCGUUAGUUUGUCUGUCAAAUGAAAUGUACCUAUGCUGCUGCAGCAUCCGUCAGAGGAUUCCUCUCUCCCAAACGUUUACGUAACUAAGUUAAAGUUUGUCAUAAGAGGUACAAUCUUAUAGAAAAUACAAGGCAGUCUUGACUGCCAAAUCAGAUAACGUUUACAGUGGAUGUGGUUCCAUGAAUGGUUCUAGUGUUUUGCCCUCAACAAUAGGAUCAUGUGAAUAUCAGGCUCCUGUCUACCGGAACAGUUAGUCCUAGACCACUGUGCCAAAUAGAAAUAUCCCCUCGGUCACACUUGCACGGCCAUAUUUAUUUUAACUGCUAGGCGUGGCACACUUACUUAAGGAAAUUAGGUAGUUAUUUGUGCUGAUCAUAUGGUUAGCUGGCUACAGUGAUAAGUAGAAAUGUCCCCAUUCGAGUGAUGGACUUUUGAUUUAUUUCUGUAGGCUUGAUUGGAAUGCACAGACAAAGUGCACAUUAUAUGAAUGCUGCAAUGCAGAUGUUUAUCUCUAGCAGCAGUGACCUCAUCUUUCAGGGAGGGGAGCACAAAAUAUUUGAGUCAUCUCUGAAUGCACUGUCAUGCCCUCAGUAGGGUUGGGCGAUUUUACUGUUGCGUCAUCUAUCGACGAUGUUUGACAGCCAUCGUCGAUGGUGACGACAUCGUGAUGUCAUAAACGAUGUUUUAUCAUAUUUGAAAUUGACUGCACCUCUGAAGUCUGGCAGACCACAACAUAUGUGGUAGUUAGACUAUUAACAUAAUGCAAGAGAACAAUGUAGAUUAUAAAAAGAGUGGAGAGCACCAAAGCACAAAUGUCAGAUAGGGCCUAACGUUUUUUACCGCUUCUCUCCAAUGUCGGAUGAUCGUGGGCCUUUUGCAGCGGACACUGGCAUAUUGUUUUUAAAUAUUAAUUUCCCUUUUUCUCCUUAAUCGCCAUUCGAUUUGAAUGUGACUUGUUGGCCUAGGCAUAGCCCACUCUUUCAUGAUCAACCAUCAAAUGAAUCUACAGGCCCGUGUAGCUCAGUUGGUAGAGCAUGGCGCUUGCAACGCCAGGGUUGUGGGUACGUUUCCCACUGGGGGGGCCAGUAUAAAAAAAAUGUAUGCACUCACUAACUGUAAGUCGCUCUGGAUAAGAGCGUCUGCUAAAUGACUAAAAAUAAUAAAAUAAAAUAAAUAGGCCUAAUGGAGUUCCAUCUCAGAUGUUUGCGAAUAGCCUAAAUAAAAACAUGGUAAUAAUGAGAGAGAACAAACAGUUGCAAGAUGGACUAAUCUAAUUGGAAGUUUAAACAAACCUUACACGUUUCUGCUUUACUUUACCAAAGUGUAUGCAAAAUAAAUUGUGCCGUUGGAAAAUCCCUCCUUGCAAACCAAACGGCAAAUAAUAGGCUAUAGGCCUACACAUACUCCAAGUCGAUGUCACAUCAUCAGAAGGAAUUCCCCUCAACCACGACGACAUUAUUUCCCAUUGACCCCAAUUGUCAAAUGUUUGUUGAUUUUUUUUGUUAUACAGAAAUAACAAAGCAUGCCGAAAAGCUGCUGUGUUCAAUGUACAUGUAACCACGUCAAAAAAUAUAUAAACCUAUGGUUCACAAUACUCCCACGUAAGGAUUAUAAAAAGGGCGGCGCACAAUUGGCCCAGCGUCGUCCAGGGUAGGGGAGGGAAUGGCCGGCAGGGAUGUAGCUCAGUUGAUAGAGCAUGGCGUUUGCAACGCCAGGGUUGUGGGUUCGAUUCCCACGGGGGGCCAGUAUAAAAAAAAUAUGUAUUCACUAACUGUAAGUCGCUCUGGAUAAGAGCGUCUGCUAAAUGACUAAAAUGUAAAUGUAAGGAAAAAGAGCUUGCAAGAAGAGCCCUGUGCUGUGGCUUCAGGCUAUUAGGUGUGUUAGAGUAGGAGCUGUGGUCACCCGGUGUCCAAGUAGGCCACAUGUAGCUAUGUGUGUGGAAAACAUUUCACCACAGGUAAGACAUUUAACUUGUUUAGUAUAGUCUGUUUGUAACGCCAUUCACUACUUGUAGCUGUAUAGUCCGUUUGUGUUGUUCUUGGCUAGCUUUAAUGUUCCGGUCGGUAGCUAGCACUCACUCACGUGGCUGCUAGCACUGUCAUGAAAAUAGAUUUUCAUUACUUUUCAACGCUGUCUGCUCCCGAGCAUUCUCACUACUUAGAAAAAACUAAUCUUUAGACAUGCUGUACUUUUCUUAAAUGUAGUUUUGUUAACUGAAACAAAGCAGACAAGAACAUUUUGUUAGAAAAAUGUUGUUUUUGCUGUGAGCCAAUGGGGUAACCUAGAUAACCACAGGUUGUUUUCCCCACAGGUGGGCGGGGCCGCGACGUUCUAUCUAAAACCGACUAGGACUAUAGGCUACUGUCAAUAAAAGUUGCGGUAGGCUAAACGUUACUUUGACAAGUUAAACUUAUAAACUACACUGAACACAAAUAUACGCAAAUGUAACAAUGUCAUAGCUUUUACUGAGUUACAGUUCAUAUAAGGAAAUCAGUCAAUUUAAAUAAAUUCAUUAGGCUCUAAUCUAUGGAUGUCACAUGACUGUGAAUACAUACAGUGCAUUCGGAAAGUAUUCAGACCCCUUCCCUUUUUCCAAAUUUUGUUACGUUAAAAUGAAAAUAAAUAAACAAUUUGCUCAUUUUAAAACAUACUUUAUUUACAUAAGUAUUCAGGCCCUUUUGCUAUGAGACUCGAAAUUGAGCGACACAUCUCCUUCACAUAGGGUUGAUCAGGCUGUUGAUUGUAGCCUGUGGAAUGUUGUCCCACUCCUCUUCAGUGGCUGUUCGAAGUUGCUGGAGAUUGGUGGGAACUGGAACACUGUCGUACACGUCGAUCCAGAGCAUCCCAAACAUGCUCAAUGGUUGACGUGUCUGGUGAGUAUGCAGGCCAUGGAAGAAUUGGGACGUUUUCAGCUUCCAGGAAUUGUGUACAGAUUAGGGUUGACCCCAACAAUCGACUGGUCGAUUGUUUGGUGGAUAGGCUGGUGGUCGACCGAGAUUUCUUUAGUCAAUCAGUCACACAUUCUUUUGUUCAUGCUGCACAAGACACCUGUCUGAUUCGCGCCUGUUUGGCACACAUAAUGCUCACGCAGCACUUACUCCUAUACCCUCCUUUUCUCCAGUAGUUUACACAAUUUCACAUUACCAUGUAAUGCUGCGUUUACAUGGCACGAGGUAGACAAUAAACGGCAAACCGGAUAUCAUUGUUUUCAGUGAGAGCACGACGGUAGAUGCCGUUGAGGCUGGUGGUGAAUGCCGUCAGCUGCCACGGUAGACGUGAUUUGCCGCCAGAGUUCAAAUAUUUUAACUUUUGCCGUCUGCCGUAGCGUUGUUUUCUACCGGAUGUUGAUUUGCACUGUUUGUUUACUAAAAUCCCCAUCGCAACGCAUACCGUCGUGCUGGUGUGCGUUUGCCGUCUUUCUUUAGCUAUCUUGUCCUGGUAUGACGGUUUUUGCGUCCCUCGUCUAAACGCAGCAUAAGUCAAAUGUCUUCCACACAUCUGACUUCCCCUUAACCUCCUGAGCAACCCCCGUUUUCGAGUUUCUUUUUCAUGUCCUCCGCAUCCAUUUUGCUGUCGUGUUCAGAGUUUGUUAUAACCAAGUUAUUGAAGUGAUUUAUGAUAGGACCUAGAGCCUAUUUGGUCACGUGCAUGCGAUGCAUACGUUUCACAAAAGAAGAGAGCAAGGGUUGAGGGAAUAGGGAAUGUUUUUCCUAAACAAAUUAGGGAUUUUGGUAACAGAACUUUUCAGUCAGAGAAAGUAAGACACUAAAUGGCUGUAAUUACGUUACAGCUUCAGCAUGGACAGCGGGAUAAACACUUUGCUGUGAUGCCUGUUUGCUGCAGCAUAGAGGAGAGCGAGACAAUAUCACACAGGCAGUCGCUGUCAUUUUAAUUUGAUUUUACACAGCGUGGCCGUCGGGCUCCCUCUUGAAUCAUUUGUCUUACUUAUUUAAUCAAACAGUGUGUUUUAAAGCAUCAGACAAGCUCAGUGCGUAUAGCUGAUUUUAUUCAAACACCAUAGGGUUUGUCUAUACAUGGAAAAAUACACAUUUUGACCAAUCGAUUGGUCGAAAGAGCAGACGACUCUCACUUGUCGGACAGCCCUAGUAUGCCGGUUGCUUAGUAAUCAAACAGCCCAAUUCAUAUUCUUAGAGGAGGCGCUCCCACAAUGUUAUUUGUACCUCCUACAAGGUAAAGUAUUGGAUUCUUGACACACCACACUAAUCCCAUUUCACUACCGUUUGAAGCUUUUUUUAUUUAUUAUAUGAAAGAAAGCUUUGCUUUUAUACUUACAAGACUAUCACGCUUAAUUGAGCGAGCUGUUUUGUCUUGUAGUAAUGUGGUGCCUGCCUGUAUUUCCAUAAACCUUUAGCAUACAUGUCAUUGAGAAUUGUUUUUAUUUCAUAACAUUAUAUAUUUUUGGUCAGUAGGUGCCCAAAAUAACAACAGGUGUUGGACACAGUCAGGCUCUAUAGACCUCUAAGUGUCUUCAUUUCCGAUUUCUGUAAUUUCUGUACCUGUGUAAUAUUGACAUAAGCUCAGAAACACUUGUUUUGCAAACAUGGUCCUAUUUUAUCAAUAGCUGUGCUGAUCAAUCGGCAGUUCAUUGUCAAAUGAAAAUGUAGCUUAGUGUGUAUUUUUUGUAUUUCUUUUUGCAAUUAAGAUGGUGACGCUACAAUAAUACACGUUUACAAUAGGCCUAUAUAAAAAAAAUACAUACAGCAUAAUGAUGUAUACAUUAUUUUAAUAGCAGGGCACUGUAAAGUCCACUAUUCAUCUAAAGAGUAUUAAUUAGGCUGUUUUGAGGUUUGAAUCCUAAGCAACCUGCAUACACAUGGCUUGAAGAACAAUAGACCAACAGCUACUGCAGUAGGUCAAAGCUGUGUGCUGGAAAACCUUGGUAGAGCAUGGGUGGAGUAGGCAUUGUGGUGCUCAUGGGAAUUUCCUUUUUAGGCUUCAGACCAAUUCCUACUUCUCACUUGAAACAGUUUUUCCCCACAUGUUUUUUUCGCCGGAAGGGUAUUAUACAACAUUUCCACAUGCAAAAUGCCUUUCAAAAAUGUAAUUUGCGCUUCAAUUUUGUCCAGGGCCCAGUUUCCUAAAAGCAUCUUAAGGCUAAGUUAAUUGUUAGAACCUUCGUAGGCGCAUCUUUAAAUAUCAGCGCUGUUUCCCAAAACCAUUGUUACUAAAGUUGCACUUGAAAACACUUGCUAUUUACCGACUGCCUCAGACCACUCGUUAGAUGCUUUUAUUCCCUUCCACGUCACUUUGUACACAGAUCUCCACUAAACCUAGAAUCAAGAUGUUCAUCUGUUUCUCUGGACCGCUGAUAACUUCAGAAAGAAGUUGACUACAAUCCAAAGUUGCCAAUGUCUUUGCAAUGGUUAUAAACAAGCAAAGGGUCAAAAGAUGCUUCAAAUGAAAACCAAGAUGACUGCAUUAAAAGAUAAAUACAGUAGGCUACGUAGGCUUAUAUUGAAAUCAUAUUGACAUCAAUGUAAUUAUAUUUUGCAAAUUGUAGGCUGUCUGUCAUUUUUGCCUCAAUUUCAUGAUGUGUAGGCAUAACAACGUGCACAAUGAUGUGCCAAAUAUUCGAUUUAGUGCAUAGCCUUAGCAUUAGAAUAAGCCUCCUCAAUAUUUGCAGCCAUAGGUGAUAAUUACCUUUUUAGGGACUGAUCCGUCGUCAGUAUCUAAUGCUAAGGUAAGAUUUGAUUGGAGAACGCUGAUCCGAGAGUAGCGCUGCCUCUCUUUCGAUCCCAUCAGUAUCGACAGUGCUCUAAUGACGCGCUCAUUGAACGUUCUCUCUCAGGGGGAGUCCCCCCCACACUCUCCUCCAGUUUCUUACUUGUUGAUGGCUACUUCCCACUAAGGUGACCUAUGCCGACAUCUUAAAAAAAAAAAAAAAAAAAUACGUAAAAAUGUAUGCACACAUGACUGUAAGUCGCUUUGGAUAAAAGCGUCUGCUAAAUGGCAUAUUAUUAUAAAUAAAUAAAAAGUGGGUGCGGUCAGUACCGUCCUUGAUUUCAACGUCCACAGAAGGGACUCCCUAAAAACACGCCAAUUUGAUACAAGUUACUUUUCGUGGCAGGUUAGGAGAGCAUUUUUGCUAACCCUAACCCUUUUUCUAACCUUAACCUAAUUAUCUUAACCUGCACCGUUAAUUCUCUAAACCUGCAGCGUUAAUUCUCUAAACCUGCAGCGUUAAUUCUCUAAACCUGCAGCGUUAAUUCUCUAAACCUGCAACGUUGAUUCUCUAAACCUGCAGCGUUGAUUCUCUAAACCUGCAGCGUUGAUUCUCUAAACCUGCAGCGUUAAUUCUCUAAACCUGCAGCGUUAAUUCUCUAAACCUGCAGCGUUAAUUCUCUAAACCUGCAGCGUUAAUUCUCUUAACCUGCAGCGUUAAUUCUCUUAACCUGCAGCGUUAAUUCUCUUAACCUGCAGCGUUAAUUCUCUGAACCUGCUGCGUUAAUUCUCUGAACCUGCUGCGUUAAUUCUCUGAACCUGCUGCGUUAGUUCUCUUAACCUGCUGCGUAUGUUCUCUUGACCUGCUGCGUAUGUUCUCUUGACCUGCUGCGUUACUUCUCUAGACCUGCAGCGUUAAUUCUCUAGACCUGCAGCGUUAAUUCUCUAGACCUGCAGCGUUAAUUCUCUAGACCUGCAGCGUUAAUUCUCUAAACCUGCAGCGUUAAUUCUCUAAACCUGCAGCGUUAAUUCUCUUAACCUGCAGCGUUAAUUCUCUUAACCUGCUGCGUAUGUUCUCCAACCUGUUGCGUAUGUUCUCCAACCUGUUGCGUAUGUUCUCCAACAUGUUGCUAUGUCGAAGCGGCGUGUUUUUAGGGAUACUAUCCUACGGACGUUGAAUUUUUGUUCUGGUCCGGACCAAAUCUGAACCAAUCAUAGACGUCUGUUUAGUUCAGAUUUGGUCCGGACAGACCAUGUUUGGACCAAAUCUGAACCAAUCAUAGACAUCUGUUUCACAAGUUUGGACAGCACAGUAGUGUAGUAGUUCUCCAACCUCUCCAUGGGGACCCCAAGUAAAUUGACACUGUUGGUCAGCGCAAAUGUAGAUUAAAUGGGAUGAAGAACACUGCAUUGACGGGGUGUACUGAAUUAAUGCAUCAUGAGGUGUAAGGACUGGAAUUUGUUCUGGAUACUCACACAGCGACGUGUCUUCGGUCUCGUGUUUUCAUCUAGCUAGCUAGCUAGCUAGCAUGUGUACACUCACUGCAAUGCACAGCCGAUGCGUUACUUGAAUUGGCCGGGUUUAGAUUCAACAUAGCUAACUUUCUUAGCGAGACAAUUUUGUUUAUCAGCUACAGUUUGUGUUGUGAUAGGCUGCGGCUAGCUAGCAGUGUUUGUGCUGAAACUCACAUUUGGCUGCACACGUAGCUAUCUAGCCAGUUUGACUGUAUCACGCCAGAGUAGCUAGCUAGAUUAGCAAUGCCCAUUCCAUGCAUUAAGUUAGCAGUGUGGCAGUUUCCCAAUGUCGGGCGUUGACUAUGAACUUUACUUAGCUAGCUAGCUCUUCGUGUCGCCAAAUCUUGUGCUUUAGGUAAUGUAGCUUCCAUCCAUACACCCUUUUUUCCUUUGCUAAUGUGCUUUCACUGACUGGCAUUCUUCUUUUUUCUUUCCUCAGAGGAUGUUGGGGAUGAAGGAGAGGAAGAGAAGGAGUGCAUCGCUUACAACAUCAACAUUGACAUCCACUAUGGGCUCAAGUCCAACAGGCAAGAACUUUUAUGAUACAGGAAGCAAAUGGAAGUAUCAGGCAGACUUCCGCAACAACAAAGAGCGUGAAGUGAGAAGCUCGUCCUCCCCUCCAGAAGCGUGCGCUCUGUGCGCGUCGUCUUGCAAUCUGCGAUAUAUUUGGUUCACCCUGCCACUCGUGGUCAUGUCGCUGAGUCUGUUUUAAGCCCUGAGUCAUCCUUGACCGCAAGAUCAUCACGUGAUAUCCAUUUUGAGAUUGUGAUGGCAUAUGAUUUCCAUUUUAAGACAGUCCUAGGGAUAGUUAGACUGAUUAUUUCCCCAGUUAGAUAGGCCUGCCCUUCUUGUUACCUUUCUGUGUAUCAAACUGGGGUGGAACAGUUCCCAACAUUUAAUAAUACUACAUCAACUAUCCUAAAUCCCUAUUUAUUCAUAUGAGGAUUAUGACAUUUUCCAACUUUGUUUUUCAGUCUGGCUUUCAUCAAGAGGACUGCGGUGAUUGACGCUGACAAGCCCAUAUCGACCCAGGUGCGCGUGUUGACUCUGAGCGAGGAUUCUCCCUACGAGACCCUGCACUCUUUCAUCAGCAAUGCCGUUGCUCCUUUCUUCAAGUCCUACAUCCGUGAGUCUGGCAAGGCAGACAGGUAAACCAGGAACUAAGUUGACUAUCAUGAUAGUUUUGUAAAACUGUUAUUUGUUUUCAUAUAUAUAUUUUGCUCAUCUCGUUUAUACCCAGUGGGUUAAUAAUGCCUCCAUUUUGUCCUGGUCCAGGGAUGGUGACAAGAUGGCUCCCUCUGUGGAGAAGAAGAUUGCCGAGUUGGAGAUGGGCCUGCUACACCUGCAGCAGAACAUCGAGAUCCCCGAGAUCAGCCUUAUCAUCCACCCCAUCAUCCUCAACAUCGCCAAGGCGUGCUACGAGCGCGGUGAGAAGCCCAAGGUCACCGACUUCGGCGACAAGGUGGAGGACCCCACCUUCCUCAACCAGCUGCAGUCGGGGGUCAACCGUUGGAUCCGGGAAAUCCAGAAGGUGUGGGUCGAAAUAAUGACUUGCCUGAGAAAUUGGGUGACAGGUAGUGUUAGGUAGUAGGCCAUACCCAAGCAAAACGUUUUGCAAAAAAUAAAAUAAAAUAAAGGUGUUAAUAUUUAACACGUUAAGUUAGUACCUCCCCCGCUUCACUCCAUUUUGAAACGUUUCCCACCGACUGAACAUGACCUUGGCUUGUUGGUUGCAUUUGGCAUCUCUUACUGUGUUUUUUUGUGUGUCCUCUGGCUAGUUUGAGUGGUUGUUUUGAAUACUCUCCUCUUCCUGUCAGGUGACCAAGCUGGACCGUGACCCGGCCUCUGGGACGGCCCUGCAGGAGAUCAGUUUCUGGCUGAACCUGGAGCGCGCCCUGAACCGCAUCCAGGAGAAGAGGGAGAGCCCCGAGGUGCUGCUCACCCUGGACAUCCUGAAGCACGGCAAGCGCUUCCACGCCACCGUCAGCUUUGACACUGACACCGGUGAGUUGUGUUCGAUGGAACAAGCGCCAAACGUUUGUACCGGAUCUAAUACCUCUUUAUGGAUUGGAUAUUACAAGGAACCAUUUUUUAUUUGUUUUAUUUUUAGGACCCGUCACUCAAACCUCCGGUCAAUAUACAUUAUCCACUUUAUGGAUGACAUCACCACUUUAGAACCAUGUCGAUCCUAUUGUAUUCUAAUUCCUAAUUCUAUGUUUAGAACGUGCAAUAGUUUUAUUAGACUUAAUGACUUGAAUAUGUUUCCCCCCCAUCUAUUUCCCAGGUCUGAAGCAGGCAGUGGAGACGGUCAACGACUACAACCCCCUGAUGAAGGACUUCCCCCUGAACGACCUGCUGUCGGCCACUGAGCUGGAUAAGAUCCGCCAGGCGCUAGUGGCCAUCUUCACCCACCUGAGGAAGAUCCGUAACACCAAGUACCCCAUCCAGCGGGCCCUGCGGCUGGUGGAGGCCAUCUCCCGAGACCUCAGCUCCCAGCUCCUCAAAGUGCUGGGCACCAGGAAGCUCAUGCACGUGGCCUAUGAGGAGUUUGAGAAGGUGGGUCUACAGCGGCAGCUGCUACAAAUACUCCAUAGACGAGUUGGUUGUUUAGCAACAAAACCGAGGCGUGCGAAACUAUGGGGCAACACAGACGUGGUUGGCUUAGAUUGUUGACAACAUGUAAGCUAUAUUUUGUCUCCAAUUUUUAUUGAAAACAUAAAUACAUUCGCACAAUGACCACUUGUUGGCUCUCAUAUACAUCGUUACAGUUGUUGGUUAGUUAGCUAGCGAAUUUUAGCCAUAUUAGCAUUGACCUGAAAUUAGUCCAAACAUUUCAAAACAAGACAUGGUAUCAAUAACAAGAUGAAACGAGCCACUUACGAUUCCCCACAUGGCAAUUUCUUGUCAUUCUGUCUAGCAAUCUGGCCAUCCAGAAUCACAACAACACGCUGAGUUCUGCCCCAUGGAUGCGUACACAUCGUUUUUUGUGACGUUGUCAGCUAACCCAUUUCUAUACAUUCCUAUACUCUUCUUGUUUUAUUGACACAUGACUUAAUAACGUGUAGUUGAUAGUAACAUUUUAGCGAUACACAUUUCUAUCCCAUUGCAGGUGAUGGUGGCGUGCUUCGAGGUCUUCCAGACCUGGGAGGACGAGUACGAGAAGCUGCAGGUCCUGCUGAGAGACAUCGUGAAGAGGAAGAGGGAGGAAAACCUGAAGAUGGUGUGGCGCCUGAGCCCAGCCCACCGCAAGCUUCAGGCCCGCCUGGACCACAUGAGGCGCUUCCGCAGGCAGCACGAGCAGCUUAGGGCCGUCAUCGUUCGUGUACUCAGGCCUCAGGUAAGACCGAUGGCUAGAGCCCCCGAGGGUUGGUGUUAUGGGUCCAGAUUAAGUUUAUAGCAUACUUUUAAGUCCCCCCCCCCCAAUGACUUGCAGUUUUGGUCAAGAGAUUCCCUUGCUCAUUUCUAGGUCAUUGCUGAAAGGCUUUUCUUUCUCUCCCUAUGCCUUGUCAAGGUGUCUGCGGUGCCCCAGCACGCCCCAGGCGAGGCAGUGGAGCCCGCCGAGAUGAAGGUGGCGGAGGUGCUGUUCGACGCUGCAGACGCCAACGCCAUCGAGGAGGUGAACCUGGCCUACGAGAACGUGAAGGAGGUGGACGGCCUGGAUGUGUCCAAGGAGGGCAUGGAGGCCUGGGAGGCAGCCAUGAAGCGCUACGACGAGCGCAUCGACCGCGUGGAGACCCGCAUCACGGCCCGCCUCCGCGACCAGCUGGGCACGGCCAAGAACGCCAACGAGAUGUUCCGCAUCUUCUCGCGCUUCAACGCCCUGUUCGUGCGCCCCCACAUCCGCGGCGCCAUCCGCGAGUACCAGACGCAGCUCAUCCAGCGCGUCAAGGACGACAUCGAGUCGCUGCACGACAAGUUCAAGGUGCAGUACCCGCAGAGCCAGUCGUGCAAGAUGAGCCACGUGCGCGACCUGCCGCCUGUGUCGGGCUCCAUCAUCUGGGCCAAGCAGAUCGACCGGCAGCUGACCGCCUACAUGAAGCGCGUGGAAGACGUGCUGGGCAAAGGCUGGGAGAACCACGUGGAGGGCCUCAAGCUGAAGCAGGACGGCGACAGCUUCCGCGCCAAGCUCAACACCCAGGAGAUCUUCGACGAUUGGGCGCGCAAGGUGCAGCAGCGCAACCUGGGCGUGUCGGGCCGCAUCUUCACCAUCGAGACCAGCCGGGCCCGCGGUCGCACAGGAAACAUGCUGAAGCUCAAGGUCAACUUCCUGCCCGAGAUCAUCACGCUGUCUAAGGAGGUGCGCAACCUCAAGUGGCUGAGCUUCCGUGUGCCGCUUGCCAUCGUCAACAAGGCGCACCAGGCUAACCAGCUCUAUCCAUUCGCCAUCUCCCUGAUCGAGAGCGUGCGCACAUACGAGCGCACCUGCGAGAAGGUGGAGGAGCGCAUCUCCAUCUCACUGCUGGUGGCCGGCCUGAAGAAGGAGGUGCAGGCCCUGGUCACCGAGGGCAUUGCCCUGGUCUGGGAGUCCUACAAACUGGACCCUUACGUCCAGCGCCUGGCCGAGACCGUCUUCAACUUCCAGGAGAAGGUCAGUGUUUUGUAGAACCAUAAUGUUGGACCUCACCUCGCAAUUUUAAUUUUAAGCACGCAGUUGACAGUUGACUUGCAUUACGCACUUGAAGAUCUUAUGUUCACAUUCCGCCCUGGAUGUAUAAGAUUUGUGUGUGAGUGUCUCAAUCCCUUUGUUUUCCAGGUGGACGACCUCCUGCUCAUCGAGGAGAAGAUCGACCUUGAGGUGCGCUCUCUCGAGACCUGCAUGUACGAACACAAGACCUUCACAGAGAUCCUCAACCGCGUGCAGAAGGCCGUGGACGACCUCAACCUGCACUCCUACUCCAACCUGCCCAUCUGGGUCAACAAGCUGGACAUUGAGGUCUGUACAAAACCCUUACAACCCUCUCCUGUAUACCUUCUCUGUUGUGUCUCGAGGCUCUUACCCUGUGGCCAGCUGGUGACAUUCCUGAGCCAAUUGUUCCUAUUUAAACCGGCACUUCCCUCUGAGUCCACCAAUUACAAGUUGGCACUCUUUUUCAUGGUCCUUCGAGACGGAUAAUUGUCCUGGAACAGAACCAGUAGGGGCCAAAAAUACCAGCACCUUUACUGGUCCUUUUUUUUUUUAAAAGUGGUUUAUUGAAUCAAUUUUGUAUUAAUUAAUAUUUGUAAUUUCCCUGUGUGUAGAUUGAGAGGAUCCUCGGGGUGCGUCUGCAGGCUGGGCUCAGGGCCUGGACCCAGGUCCUCCGGGGACAGAUGGAGGACAAGGCUGACGUGGACAUGGACACAGAGGCUCCUCAAGUCAGCCACAAGCCUGGCGGGGAGCCCAAGAUCAAGGUAAGGGUCCAAGACUGCAGUAGGAGGAUUGAUUGAUAAGAAUAUAACUAAUAAAAUGUCUUCCCCAAAGGCACAAAUUGCAGUUUAUGAAACUUAUUUUGCUUUUUGUACUUGUGAAAGAACGUUGUGCACGAGCUGAGGAUCACCAACCAAGUGAUCUACCUGAACCCGCCCAUCGAAGACUGCCGCUACAAGCUCUACCAGGAGAUGUUUGCCUGGAAGAUGGUCAUCCUCUCUCUGCCCAGGAUCCAGAGCCAGAGAUACCAGGUCUGGAGGCCCUGCAGGGCACUUUUCUAUGUUUUCAUUACUACCACCAAGCUAGCUUCUUUAGCAAGUUCGUAUUGAAUUCAGUGAUAUCACCAAGCUAGCCUCUCUAGCAUGCUGGGUACAAGUACACGGGUGUUUUGGUGAGGUUGCUAUAGUUGUUGUAUUGAUAUUGCUGUCCUGGCCACUAGGUGGGCGUCCACUAUGAGCUGUCUGAGGAGGAGAAGUUCUACAGGAACGCCCUGACAAGAAUGCCAGACGGCCCGGCCGCCCUGGAGGAGGCUUACAACUCGGUCAAGGACAACGUCAACGAGGUGGAGCAGUACGUCAAGGUACGCUGGACCCCAAUCAAUCUGAUUUAUUUGACAGGGACAAUGCACAUCAAUUAACAUUUCUGUAAAUGUGCCAGAUUUAGCCAGCUAGCUAUUUGAAGAACCAAUAAAUGAUACUGGAUCUCUUUCUCAAUUGCCUUUCCUUGGUUCCUUGUGUCCUUGGUUCCUCCCCUUGUACCUUGUCCUCCAAUGUCUUUUGAACUCGAGUAAGCAAGUAACGAUUAUUGAGAUUCACUUCAGCUAUGGGUUCUAUCACUUACCCAUGUGUCUCUGUCUGUUGUAUAGGUGUGGCUGCAGUACCAGUGCCUGUGGGACAUGCAGGCGGAGAACAUCUACAACCGCCUGGGGGAGGAUUUGACCAAGUGGCAGGCCCUGUUGGUCCAGAUCCGCAAAGCCAGGGGGACCUUCGACAACGCCGAGACCAAGAAGGAGUUUGGGCCCGUGGUCAUCGACUAUGGCAAGGUAAAGAGAAUGACGAUUCAGCAGUAGAAUAGAGCAGCUUCUGCUGUUCUGUUCAGUUGUGCGCUCAUGAGAUGUAUUGAUGCCUAGAAAUGUGGUGAUGCAGAUUGGUUAUCUACUUUGUUUAACUCCAGGUCCAGUCCAAGGUGAACCUGAAGUAUGACUCCUGGCACAAAGAGGUUCUCAGCAGAUUCGGCCAGAUGCUGGGCAACAACAUGCAGGACUUCCACUCCCAGAUCUCCAAGGUAAGCCCUCUCUCUGUCUGCCAAGAGAAACUGCUUUCAUUGUAGUCUCUGGCAAUAUGUUCCAAUGUCAUAACUAGCAUAAAACUUAGAAUGCACGCCCGAUACAUUGCUUCAUUCUAAGUGGCAUGUUAGUGUGGACGUUGGAGCAGAGCAUUGGUCUCUAUCUGAUCUCAACUCCACUGUCUUCAUCAGUCCCGCCAAGAGCUGGAGCAGCACUCCGUGGACACCGCCAGCACUUCGGACGCUGUGACCUUCAUCACCUACGUCCAGACGCUCAAACGCAAGAUCAAGCAGUUUGAGAAGAACGUGGAUGUAAGUAAUGUCAAAACCGCUUUCAUAGGAUUCCUCACAGCUGUGACCUCAAAUCGUUGUCAUGGGUGAGAACUCGCACGCGCACGCAGUCAACGCUUCUGUUCUAUGAUGUACUAUUGAUUCCACUACCCACUUUCUAUUUUUAAAUACAGUCCAUUAUUACUGUGCAUACUACCUCUUCUAUUACUUCUACUACAUGUUAUUUUUUACUUGACUCUUUUUUUCAUUGUUAUUAUUGAUUAAUGUACUGCAUUGUUGAGGGAGCUAGCACAUAAGUAUUUCGCUGCCCGUUUUACCCUGCUGUAAACUGUAUGUGAUGAGUGCAUUUGAUUUGAAAAGAUGGAUGGAUUUUAAAUCCUGACUUCUUUCUUCACAGCUUUUCCGCAACGGUCAGCGGCUUCUCGAGAAGCAGCGCUUCCAGUUCCCGCCAUCAUGGCUGUACAUCGACAACAUCGAGGGCGAGUGGGGCGCCUUCAGUGACAUCAUGAAGCGCAAGGACACGGCCAUUCAGCAGCAGGUGGCCAACCUGCAGAUGAAGAUCGUCCAGGAAGACAAAGCCGUGGAGGGUCGCACCAUCGAUCUCCUCGCCGACUGGGAGAAGACCAAACCAGUGGCUGUAAGAGAAAAUAAUUUAAAGAUAUUUUUUUUUGUUGAAAAGAUUGUGAUGUAUAGGAUGAUUAUGUUUAAUUUGAUCUUUGCAUAAAUCUUUCGUAUGAGUUUUGCGCUUGGGAUUUUGGGGGAGGGUAUAGGCUGAUCCUAGGUCUGUUUUUCCAUAGGGGGGCCUGCGUCCAGAGGAGGCCCUCCAGUCUCUCACCAUCUAUGAGGGGAAGUUUGGCCGGCUGAAGGACGACAGGGAUAAGUGUUCCCGCGCCAAAGAGGCCCUGGAGCUGACCGACACCGGCCUGCUGAGCGGCAGUGAAGAAAGAGUUCAGGUAUGGUUAUCUGUUGUCUUUUUAAACUAAGAGGCGUUCACUUUUCAGCACUGUAUGGUAUCUGCAGCCAGCCGCUACUGCAUUUGGACUGUUCAUUUAGUCAGUGCAAGAGCAACUCGGCAUAUGGCGCGUCGUUGAAAUCCUUGCCACUUUGUGCCUGGAGUCUUGGCAUAUCUGUCGAUACGAACAUGUCACUUCCCAGCAAGAUGUUCUCAGAUGCUCCUCUGUGGUGCUAAAGUUUCUUUCUAUGUGCUGUAGGUGGCUCUGGAAGAGCUGCAGGACCUGAAGGGUGUAUGGUCAGAGCUGUCCAAGGUGUGGGAGCAGAUCAACCAGGCCAAGGAGCAGCCCUGGGUCUCUGUUCAACCACGCAAGGUAAGAUUUAACUCAUGAAUUUGUCUUUGUGUUCAAAGACACUAUGUGGACCAUGUCUUUUUAGGAAUGUGCAUGGACCAUGUCUGUUUUGGCCCGUCUAUUGGACCAAGUCUGUUUAGUCUAAUGUGUAUCUGUAUUUCCGAUUGUAGCUGCGUCAGAGUUUAGACGGCCUGCUGAACGAGCUGAAGAACUUCCCGGCUCGACUGAGGCAGUAUGCAUCCUACGAGCACGUCCAGAGGCUUCUCAAGAGUUACAUGAAGGUAAGACCCCAUAUCUCCCUCGGUACUAGUCGAAACUAGACAUUGGAUUAUUGCAACUGAAAAGUAGUUACUUGAGACAAAGGAUUGAACCAUGUCUGGUUGACAUUCCUCUUGGAUGGGAAAAGCUAGGGCAAGGACUGUACAUGUCAAUGUUGAAUAACAUCCUGAUCACGUCAACAAUAUGCCCAAACCAAGUUUCCUGUCCUAACAGUAAACUGUCCUUGUCUCGUCUCUCAGAUCAACAUGCUGGUGAUCGAGCUGAAGUCGGAGGCCCUGAAGGACCGCCACUGGAAGCAGCUGAUGAAGCGUCUACACGUGAACUGGGUGCUGUCGGAGUUGACCCUGGGUCAGAUCUGGGACGUGGACCUGCAGAAGAACGAGAUGGUGGUGAGAGACGUGCUGCUGGUGGCCCAGGGAGAGAUGGCCCUGGAGGAGUUCCUCAAACAGGUAACCACAACAUUCAACUUCACAAAUCUUUGUUCCCUGCAGCGCAAUUACAAAAGGAAAAAGGCUUUAAUAUCUGGGUAGUCAUUCAUGUCCUUAGAGAAAGUGCAAUAUUAGUGCACUUUUUGACCAUUGGCGAUCAAGUCUUUUCAUUCGUGUGUGACAGUAAGUGGCCAUACUGAUGAUUUCUUAUUUUUUCCAUUGUUCCGCGACAGAUCCGUGAGGUCUGGAAUGCCUAUGAGCUGGACCUGAUCAACUACCAGAACAAGUGCCGUCUGAUCCGCGGCUGGGACGACCUCUUCAACAAGGUCAAGGAGCACAUCAACAGCGUGUCGGCCAUGAAGCUGUCGCCUUACUACAAGGUAGGUGGAUGUUUAAAUUAAAAUGGGUUCUUACCAGAGAUGUACUCUUGAUCUUGUGGUCUUUACAUCACAUAAAUGCAGUCUUGAUCUCGUGACGGGAUCUGGUUUCUUAAGAGGUUAAGCCUGGAUCUCAAGGGGUCUGGACUGGUCUUGUUCUGGAUCUCGAGUUCCCGUCUUGACUCAGUCUCUGGUUCUUGCAGGAUAGUAUAAGAGCACAUAGUAUACACGGUAUAGUCCUAGUCUCCGUGAGGCAUAUUAAUGGUUCCUGCUGUGCCAUCAGGUGUUUGAGGAGGAUGCUAUGAGCUGGGAGGACAAGCUGAACCGGAUCAUGGCCCUGUUUGACGUGUGGAUCGACGUCCAGCGCCGCUGGGUCUACCUGGAGGGCAUCUUCACUGGCAGUGCUGACAUCAAACACCUGCUGCCUGUGGAGACCCAGAGGUUCUCGAGGUAAGAUCCGUAGUUCCCCCCUUGUCACCUAAGAUUGGGAAUAGGUCAAAGAACCUUGUCUAUGGUAAAGAGGACUUGGUAAAGCUCUUGGCAACCUUUUUACAAUUGGUAAGAUAACAUUACUCAACCUUUUCUUUCUCUCUCCCAUAUAGCAUCAGCACAGAGUUCCUGGCUCUGAUGAAGAAGGUGACCAAGUCUCCUCUGGUGAUGGACGUGCUGAACAUCCAGGGGGUGCAGAGGUCUCUGGAGAGGCUGGCCGACCUGCUGGGCAAGAUCCAGAAGGCCCUGGGAGAGUACCUGGAGAGGGAGAGGUCCUCGUUCCCCAGGUAAGACAUUAUCCAUGUCUCUAAUAGUGGCAUCUGCCAUAGGCCUGUCUCUCAUUUCCUGGGGUGGGACAUCCGUUUUUGGGAAAAUCCGGGACAUCCUAUAUCCGGUCUAAGGUGUAUGGGCUUUUCUCAAUAGAAAUGGUGCAAACCAAGAGCAAGUCCUGUUGUAGCGUACCUCCUUUGUUUGAAUUCGAAAAAAAGACUGCCGUAUCUAAAGCCUCGCACUUUGAGGUUAACCUUGGGUGGUCUGGCCUUGGUGGGCUAGCUCGAAUUGCGUUUCCACUGCCUCGAGAAUAUAGAAAUGAUGUGAUGUUGCUAGCUAGCCAAUGUGACUGUGCAGCUAGCAAGAUGUUGAAGAAAUAAUUUUAUUCACCCACCACGCUGUAGCUGAAGUUACCCUAUACUCCCGAUGCUAGCUAGCCAAAUGUUUAGCUUGCUAGCUAGCUAAACGGCUAUCGUCGUAGCUUAAUUCCUAACCUUGCUUGCCAUGGCCAGCUAGCCAAAGGUUUAGUUUGCUAGCUAGUUAAACAGUUAGCGUCAUCGCUAGCAUAACAAGCUAGCUAGCUUAAUUCAUAACCUUGCUUGCCAUGGCAUUGGCUACUAGCUAGCAGGCUAACCAAACACACCAGACAACAGGUUUGAUAGGAUGUAGCUAGCUAGCUAAAAUCCCUGAUAGCUCACUUUAGCUAGCAAGCUUGUUUCAACUCUGAUUUGCAAGCUAACAGUAGCUAGCUAGCAUUUGAGGGCUGACUGUUUCAUAAACGUUUGUGUAAUGCAAAAAUAAAUGAAGGAUCCACCUAUGUUGGUAAUUCGUGUCAUGUCUCUGACUACUGCUUGUCCUUGUGCUAGCUAACAACAACAAACCCAGACAAACUAAACGUGAAAGCAUCCAGCAGAGAUCAGCUUCUCAUUAACUGGCUAACGUUAGCCCCCAUUGAUGAAAUUAGUAAUUGCUGAUGACUGAUUCUACUCUGUAUGGUAACUUAGUCCUGUAGAGACAUUUUAGAGUGACUGAUGGUCAACACAUUCAGGAUACACAUAUUUAUUUAUGUUUGCCAGGUUCUACUUCGUUGGUGAUGAAGACUUACUGGAGAUCAUCGGGAACAGCAAGAACGUAGCCAAGCUGCAGAAGCACUUCAAGAAGAUGUUCGCCGGCGUCUCCAGCAUCCUGCUGAACGAGGAAAACACGGUGGUGCUGGGCAUCUCAUCCCGUGAGGGCGAGGAGAUCUUCUACAAGACCCCCGUGGACCUCCUCGAGCACCCCAAGAUCAACGACUGGCUGACCCUGGUGGAGAAGGAGAUGCGGGUCACGCUGGCCAAGCUGCUGGCCGAGUCGGUCACUGAGGUGGGCGCGUUCAACAAGGGCAACUCCAUCGAACUCGAUAAAUACAUCGACUGGAUCGACCGAUACCAGGUACGGAACGUCGCAGUGGGCUAUUGUUCAUCCAGUGGUUCUCAUUUUGUUUGUUUGGUCACCUACCAAAUGCCAUUUUUAAUUAUCAGGUUAAGUCGGCAAUGAUCAUGUUGUAGAGUCAGAAAUGGAGUCGGCAAUGGCACAACAGAAAUUGGCCACGACCCACUCCAUCAACCAAUCACAUUUUAUUUACAUAGCCCUUUUCUCAAAAAUAUUUGUCACAAAGUGGUAGUAAUCCGGCUGGUAGCGCCAAAUAAUAUACAUGAAAAAUUGUAGUCUGACCAGUAAUGCCCACAAAGAUCUUCGGACCACUUGAACGUGUUGAAACCCCCCCUCUCUCUCUCUCUCUCUCUCUCUCUCUCUCUCUCCCUCUACUAACUCCAGGCUCAGCUGGUAGUGCUGUCGGCUCAGAUCGACUGGUCUGAGAAAGUGGAUGCCGCUCUGACCACCAUCGCGGGUGGCGGGGACAUGUCGCCCAUGUCGAUCGUGCUGACCAAUGUGGAGGCCACCCUGAACGUGCUGGCCGACACCGUGCUUAUGGAGCAGCCUCCACUCCGCAGGAGGAAGCUGGAACAUCUGGUGAGUGGAAGAUGACACAUCUGCAGACAUUCUGACAAGUUGGUUUGGAGGAGUUAGUUUGGAAAAAUUGGGGUAGCUUUUUAGAAGAGCACUCUCCUAGUAGGAUUUCAAAUAUUAUUAUUAUUAUUAUUAUUAUUAUUGUAAAAGGAAAAGACUAUGGCAUCAAGCGUUUCUCUGUCAGUCCAGUCUAAUUCUAAGCACUUAGAAAUAUAGUCCACUAUCCAAACAGAUGAAAAGGUAAACGUUGUGCUCCUUCCCUAUAGAUCACUGAGCUGGUCCACCAGAGGGACGUCACCAGGCAACUGAUCAAGAACAAGGUCGACAACCCCAAGUCGUUUGAGUGGCUCAGCCAGAUGCGCUUCUACUUUGACCCCAAGCAGACGGACGUGCUGCAGCAGCUGUCCAUCCAGAUGGCUAACGCCAAGUUCAACUAUGGCUUUGAGUACCUAGGAGUCCAGGACAAGCUGGUCCAGACCCCCCUGACCGACCGCUGCUACCUGACCAUGACCCAGGCCCUGGAGGCCAGGUUCGGUGGAGCCCCCUUUGGUACGCUCGAAGAACUGCAUGCCACUCUCUAGACUCUACAUAGCCAACAAAGUAGACAGUUUAAAUUCUGAAAGGCAAACUGAGUUGCAACUUUAUAGCAUAUCCUCUGGUGAUUUUUAUUUCCAGGGCCCGCCGGAACCGGAAAGACAGAGUCUGUGAAGGCUCUGGGUCACCAGCUGGGACGCUUCGUCCUGGUCUUCAACUGUGACGAGACCUUCGACUUCCAGGUACGCUAAUACUGACUGAUACUUUACGCUAAAAGAGGCUGAUCUUUGGUUUAAUGUUAUUUUCAGAAUGAGAGAAGCCUCUUUGAGGAGACCUGUUUCUCUGUUGUCUGCAGGCGAUGGGUCGUAUCUUCGUGGGCUUGUGCCAGGUAGGUGCCUGGGGCUGCUUCGACGAGUUCAAUCGUCUGGAGGAGAGGAUGCUGUCGGCCGUCUCACAGCAGGUCCAGUUCAUCCAGGUGGCCCUGAGGGAGCACAGCAACCCCAACCGAGACCGCAGUACGUAUCUCCACAAACUCAUUGAAAGCUUCUUAGAAUUGCAUUUGAAAGUGCUUUUUAGUCCAUGAAAAUGUAUUGUCCGGGAGGGCCAUGUUAUAAAAAAACAUGAAAUGUUGAAUGACUGCUGACAAUAAUGCAUCGUUCAUUUCAAACCAAGCAUGUCUUCAUAUGGCGUUGCACUUAAGAAUGGAAGUUAAACAAUGUCACCGUUUCCCCUUUCCCCAGGCGCUCCCGUCACCUGCGAGCUGCUCAACAAGCAGGUGAAGGUGAGCCCCGACAUGGCCAUCUUCAUCACCAUGAACCCCGGCUACGCCGGCCGCUCCAACCUGCCCGACAAUCUGAAGAAGCUGUUCCGCUCCCUGGCCAUGACUAAGCCCGACCGCCAGCUCAUCGCCCAGGUCAUGCUCUACUCCCAGGGCUUCCGCACCGCAGAGAUCCUGGCCAAGAAGAUCGUGCCCUUCUUCAAGUACGUACUGUACUCAACCAGGCCAGGGCUUGAGGCUCGGGUGUUGGGGGGGGUUAAUAUAGCUUCUGCUGCAUAUUUCCAACAACAUUUGAGAGAUCAAAUAAUGGGGAAUCAUUCAUGCAUGCCAGCACCACAACCCCCCCAAAGCUUCACUCUAUUGGUCUAGUGUUCCUUCUCAUUGACUAAAAAUCUAUUUCUCUCUGCACCUGCAGGCUGUGCGACGAACAGCUGUCCUCCCAGAGUCACUACGACUUUGGCCUGCGAGCCCUCAAGAGCGUGCUGGUCAGCGCCGGCAACGUGAAGCGGGAGCGCAUCCAGAGGAUCAAGAAGGAUAAGCGUGAGCGCGGCGAGAACGUGGACGAGAACGAGAUCGCGGAGAACCUCCCGGAACAGGAGGUAAAGGAACUGAAGUAUCUGUGGCGGCAUUAGUUUCUCUCUCUUCAGUUUUCUGAAUUAUUAAAAAACAUGCUAAUCCUAUUGUCACAAUACUCUUCCUGCAGUAUGACCACCAACUAAUCCCAUGAGCCAUAUUUUUUACACUGGUUUAGGAGACCAUGCCACCCAAAGUAUAAAGAUUAAAAGGACUGCCAAUAUUGCAUGUAUGGCAUUGAUUUUCUGUUAUCUAGAAGGGAUGUCGCCUAACCUCUGUGUCCCUGUCUGUUCAGAUCCUGAUCCAGAGUGUGUGUGAGACCAUGGUGCCCAAGCUGGUGGCGGAAGACAUCCCCCUGCUGUUCAGCUUGCUGUCGGACGUCUUCCCCGGCGUGCAGUACAUGCGCGGCGAGAUGACUGCACUGCGUGAAGAGCUCCGCAAGGUCUGCGCCGAGAUGUUCCUCACCUAUGGAGACGGAGACGACGUGGGCAGCAUGUGGGUUGAGAAGGUACAUAAUGAAGCCCCCUUUUAUUCAUUCUGUAUGGUUUCACCCAGAAAUAUAGAUACAGAGUUUGGCAAAACCAUUCUUUAUCUUGAUGACAAUUAAAGUGUUACAUCUGUGACAGUAUCGCUGCUACUUUGAACUCUCACUGGAAUGUAAUUCCCUUGGAACCUUCGGUGGCGACCAUUUUUUUUAAAUGUCUGAAUUUGAAACCAAGUUUUGUCUGCGCUCCCAAGACGUCAGCUAAGUGUCAAGUCUGUAAUAUGAAAUCAUAUCAUUCCAGGUGCUCCAACUGUACCAGAUCACCCAGAUCAACCACGGCCUGAUGAUGGUGGGGCCCUCUGGCAGUGGCAAGACCAUGGCCUGGAGGGUGCUGCUCAAGGCCCUGGAGCGCCUGGAGGGAAUGGAGGGCGUGGCCCACAUCAUCGACCCCAAGGCCAUCAGCAAGGACCACCUGUACGGAACCCUGGACCCCAACACCCGCGAGUGGACCGAUGGGCUCUUCACGCACGUGCUCAGGAAGUACGUAUUAGUAGGCUUCAAUGUACUGUGUUGUUUGUUCAAGAUAUUCUAUGUAGUGUUAUAGUGUCUCGCGACACGACUGGUGUCCCACAGGGCUUUGUACUAAGCCCUCUUGUUCUCUCUGUGCACCAAGACACUUCAGUUCUGUCAUAUCCUCACAUGGUGUCUCUUGUCAUUGUCAGGCUGAUGACACUCAAUGUUUUCUCUUUUUGUAUAUACAAAUCCAGUCAAUUAAUUAAUCGAUUGUUUUGGGGGUUUUUUCAUCCCAGGAUCAUUGACAACGUGAGAGGCGAGUUGCAGAAACGGCAGUGGAUCAUCUUCGAUGGUGACGUGGACCCCGAGUGGGUAGAGAAUCUCAACUCUGUGCUGGACGACAACAAGUUGCUCACCCUGCCCAACGGGGAGCGUCUCAGCCUGCCACCAAACGUAUGUUGUGUCCCUCGAGCCACAUCCUUUUUAAUGACAAAAUCCAGUACCAUGACAUGCACAUCUGUAAUACCGUUGGUCAACCUAAAAAAUCUACAUUCGAAAUACACUUGCCCAUACUGAUUCAGUUUUAGUCCAGUUGGAGGCUUAAUUUGGGUCAUUAUCUUUAAGUCCAAAGAAGGCAGUGAUGCCGAAACGUUGGUGUUUUACUCAAUCAAUUACUGGGAGUUUAUAUACACUACCGUUCAAAAGUUUGGGGACACUUAGAAAUUGAGGACCUCUGAGGCGGUUUUUUUCUAACUAGACACUAAUGUAUUUGUCCUCUUGCUCAGUUGUGCACCGGGGCCUCCCACUCCUCUUUCUAUUCUGGUUAGAGCCAGUUUGCGCUGUUCUGUGAAGGGAGUAGCACACUGCGUUGUACGUGAUCUUCAGUUUAUUGGCAAUUUCUCGCAUGGAAUAGCCUUCCUUUCUCAGAACAAGAAUAGACUGACGAGUUUCAGAAGAAAGUUCUUUGUUUCUGGCCAUUUUGAGCCUGUAAUCGAACCCACAAUUGCUGAUGCUCCAGAUACUCAACUAGUCUCAAGAAGGCCAGUUUUAUUGCUUCUUUAAUCAGCACAACCGUUUUCAGCUGUGCUAACAUAAUUGCAAAAGGGUUUUCUAAUGAUCAAUCAGCCUUUUAAAAUGAUAAACUUGGAUUAGCAAACACAACAUGCCAUUGGAACACAGGACUGAUGGUUGCUGAUAAUGGGCCUCUGUACACCUAUGUAGAUAUUCCAUUAAAAAUCAGCCUUUUCCAGCUACAAUAGCCAUUUACAACAUGAACAAUGUCUACACUGUAUUUCUGAUCAAUUUGAUGUUAUUUUAAUGGACAAAAAAAUUGCUUUUCUUUCGAAAACAAGGACAUUUCUAAGUGACCCCAAACUUUUGAACGGUAGUGUAUAUACAGUUGAAGUCGGAAGUUUACAUACACUUAGGUUGGACUCAUUAAAACUCGUUUUUCAACCACUCCACACAUUUCUUGUUAACAAACUAUAGUUUUGGGAAGUCGGUUAGGACAUCUACUUUGUGCAUGACACAAGUAAUUUUUCCAACAAUUGUUUACAGACAGAUUAUUUCACUUAUAAUUCACUGUAUCACAAUUCAAGUGGGUCAGAAGUUUACAUACACUAAGUUGACUGUGCCUUUAAACAGCUUGGAAAAGUCCAGAAAAUGAUGUCAUGGUUUUAGAAGCUUCUGAUAGGCUAAUUGACAUCAUUUGAGUCAAUUGGAGGUGUACCUGUGGAUGUAUUUCAAGGCCUACCUCCAAACUCAGUGCCUCUUUGCUUGACAUCAUGGGAAAAUCAAAAUAAAUCAGCCAAGACCUCAGGAAAAAGAUUGUAGACCUCCACAAGUCUGGUUCAUCCUUGGGAGCAAUUUCCAAACGCCUGAAUGUACCACGUUCAUCUGUACAAACAAUAGUACGCAAGUAUAAACACCAUGGGACCACGCAGCCGUCAUACCGCUCUGGAAGGAGACGCGCUCUGUCUCCUAGAUAUGAAUGUACUUUGGUGCGAAAAGUGCAAAUCAAUCCCAGAACAACAGCAAAGGACCUUGUGAAGAUGCUGGAGGAAACAGGUACAGUAUCUAUAUCCACAGUAAAACAAGUCCUAUAUCGACAUAACCUGAAAGGCCGCUCAGCAAGGAAGAAGCCACUGCUCCAAAACCGCCAUAAAAAAGCCAGACUACGGUUUGCAACUGCACAUGGGGACAAAGAUCAUACUUUUUGGAGAAAUGUCCUCUGGUCUGAUGAAGCAAAAAUAGAACUGUUUGGCCAUAAUGACCAUCGUUAUGUUUGGAGGAAAAAGGGAGAUGCUUGUAAGCCGAAGAACACCAUCCCAACCGUGAAGCACGGGGAUGGCAGCAUCAUGCUGUGGGGGUGCUUUGCUGCAGGAGGGACUGGUGCACUUCACAAAAUAGAUGGCAUCAUGAGGAAGGAAUAUUAUUUGGAUAUAUUGAAGCAACGUCUCGACAUCAGUCAGGAUGUUAAAGCUUUAUCGCAAAUGGGUCUUCCAAAUGGACAUUGACCCCAAACAUUCUUCCAAAGUUGUGGCAAAAUGACUUAAGGACAACAAAGUCAAGUUAUUGGAGUGGCCAUCACAAAGCCCUGACCUCAAUCCUAUAGAAUAUUUGUGGGCAGAACUGAAAAAGCGUGUGCGAGCAAGGAGGCAGUUAAACAAUUUAAAGGCAAUGCUACCAAAUACUAAUUGAGUGUAUGUAAACUUCUGACCCACUGGGAAUGUGAUGAAAUAAAUAAAAGCUGAAAUAAAUCAUUCUCUCUACUAUUAUUCUGACAUUUCACAUUCUUAAAAUAAAGUGGUGAUCCUAACUGACCUAAGACAGGGAUUUAUUACUAGGAUUAAAUGUCAGGAAUUGUGAAAAACUGAGUUUAAAUGUAUUUGGCUAAGGUGUAUGUAAACUUCCGACUUCAACUGUGUGUAUAUAUAUAUAUAAUAGAGCGUGCAACUCUCUUUUAUUUAUUUUUAUAGCUUAAAGUUUAUUCGCCGUUAGUAAGCGCAUGCUUUUUAUUAGUCCAAAGGGGGCUACCAUUAAAACAAUUUACAUUUGGACCUGUGACAUCAGCAUUACUCUUCUUACUCCAUUUGUAAUUAUUAAGGAUCCCCGUUAGUUCAUGCGAAGGCAGCAGCUACUCUUCCUGAGGUCCAGCAGCAUAAGACAGUUACAUACAGUUUAAAAUACUACAUGACAUUACAUUUCAUAACACAUUCAGUGUGUUCCACCACCACAUAUCUACAAUACAACAUCCAUGUGCACGUGUGUGUAGAGUGCGUGUCUUAUCGUGUGUAUGUGUGUCUCUCCAUAAUGUGGUCUCUGUAGGUGCGCAUCAUGUUCGAGGUGCAGGAUCUGAAGUAUGCCACCCUGGCCACUGUGUCACGUUGCGGCAUGGUCUGGUUCAGCGAAGACGUGCUCAGCACUGACAUGAUCUUCAACCACUUCCUGGCGCGCCUGCGCAGCAUCCCAUUGGACGAGGGCGAGGAUGAGGCUUUCCGCAUGCACAAGGGCACCGAGGACGAGGGCGAGGAGACCGCCUCCCCCAUGCUGCAGGUUGGUACUGUAGUUACCCGGGGUCUUGUUCAGUAGGGCGCACCAUAACAAAACGUUUCACUCUUGUUGGAAAAUGUUUUCUCCCGACUGAACACAAACCUGCUCUCAGUUACGUUAGCAACACUCCACAUUGUCCUCUACAGAUCCAGAGGGACACGGCAGCCAUCUUGCAGCCCUACUUCACUUCCACUGGGCUGGUGAUCAAGACCCUGGAGCACGCCUCCAAGAUGGAGCACAUCAUGGAUUUCACGCGGCUGCGCUGCAUGGGUUCCCUGUUCUCCAUGCUUCACCAGGCCUGCCGCAACGUGGCGCUCUACAACAACAACCACUCCGACUUCCCCAUGCCCAACGACCAGCUGGAGCGCUACAUGCAGGUCAGUCAGCUGUGCCACAGCGCCUCCUGCUUGUGGGGAGACUAAAUGGAUACCCCCACGGGCUUGGUGCCAAUUCCAUUUCAAUUCACUUCAGUUUAGGAGAUGAAUUGAAAUUGCAGUUCAAGAAUCGAGUAGGUGGGAAAAAAGAUUCAAAUGUUUUUUUCAAUUCACUUGGUGGAUUGAUUUGAGUUGAAACUAUCCUGUCAGACUGGAGAUUUACCCCAGAGCAUGAAGAUCUGAUGAAUCCAGAGUACAUUGCACUGAGCAGCCAAGCUCCGGUCACACUAAGCGUAAUUACUAUUGAGUGGUUUUCAAGAAUCCGAACAAUAACACUACAUGGGUUUGUAACAAUGCUGCAAUAAUUGUACACUUGAUUUUUUGAAAAAAUAAUACAUGGGUUUUCUAAAUGUUAACCAUGUUUCUGCAUGGUGGUUCCACAGAGGUACCUGAUCUACGCCGUGCUGUGGUCCUUCUCAGGCGAUGGCCGGCUGAAGAUACGUGGCGAGCUGGGUGAAUAUAUCCGUCGCAUCACCACUGUGCCCCUGCCCUCGGCGCCCAACGUGCCCAUCAUUGACUACGAGGUAGGAAUGUGGAUCACCCAUUUUACUGUUUAAAUUAAACACUUUAUUUUAUGUAUUUGGUCUAAUCCUGUGGUAGAACUGGAGCCAGGGCAGAACAUUAACUUUUUGGGCACAUCUCAAUAUCUGGUCCAGGUGUGAAAAAUUUGAAUAAAUGUUUUCCUUUGGGUAAGUUGAGCCAAUGGCCAUGGGGUAAAUUGGCCCAAUGGUUGAGCCAAUGGCAAAUUGAGCCAGUGUUUUUUCUUCUUAGGCGUAAUGCAAGGCAUUUGAAACUGAAGCUGUGCUGUGCGAGUGAAUUAUUUCAGCGAGUGAGUGAAAAGCAGGGCAUAAAAUUAACUUUUUGGUCCACCAGGCACUGUGGCAGGUAGAUUUAUAAAUCUACAAGCCACUCAGAUUUUUUACCAGACACUACAAUUACACCAACAAAACACAAACGGAUGAGCAUGCUUUGUAAUGUUUCUAAAACAAAUGUAUUACUAGUAAGAAGUAAUGUGGUAUGUUGUUUAAUUUCAUUUUUUGUGACCUUAGUCUUUUAACCAAAAUAUCACAGAUGAGACAAAAAUGUUCACCUGCCCCUUUAAGGGCGGGAGGUUACCGUGGUAACGCAACUCAUGUUUGUGCCUGUGAGAUUGAGACUGACUAGUAGAAGUGUUGUCUUCUCUUCCCUAGCAGUUGAAACUUAAACACAGGAAAAACAACCUAGCUUAUGAACAAAACAAUGUAAAUAUCCAAGAAACACAAGGACAAAGUCUCACUUCAGUAGACUUUAUUUUCAAGUAAAUUAGCCCAACUUUUAUGCCUGUACGCAGCGCUUCUAAAAAUGAAUCUUUAACUCGGCUCUUCACGUGCGCACAGCCUCAAGCGAGGCAGUGUUGCAGCAUGAGGAUUCAUAGUUCUUUGACUUUGUGUGAUUUUUAAUUUACAAGCUAUGAAACAAAACGGCAGAAAUACUUUGAAGACUGCUACUGCAGCAUUUAUAUUACUAUAAAUGUGAUACAUACUUUACUAUUUUAUUGUACAAAUGCGAGUGAAAUACUUGCACUGUGGAGCCCUGACCUCCCGCCAAUGUGGCUGGUGAAAUAUAAUUUUUACCCGCCAAUGCCAAAAUCUACCCGCAGGUGGCGGGUGUUAAUUUUAGGUCCUGACGGGAGCCCUGAGUUUUUCCUGUUUUCCUGACCAUACGAGCUAACUAGGAAAACCUCUUGUCCCAGAAUUAUACUCCAACCCUCCUUGUUUUUCUUUCUUGCCCUCAGGUCACCAUUUCCGGAGAGUGGCAGUCGUGGCAGGGCAAGGUGCCCCAGAUCGAGGUGGAGACCCACAAGGUGGCUAGCCCGGACGUGGUGGUGCCCACCCUGGACACGGUGCGCCACGAGGCCCUUCUCUACACCUGGCUGGCUGAGCACAAGCCCCUGGUCCUCUGCGGCCCGCCCGGCUCGGGUAAAACCAUGACCCUGUUCAGCGCCCUCCGAGCUCUGCCUGACAUGGAGGUAAGUGUGGUCAGAAGGGAUGAGACUAGACCUGUAGUCUAAACUGACCAUGGUCUGAGUCAUGGGGUGUUUCUCAAAAUGCAUACUACCUUGCUCGGAGCACGCAAAUUAGAGCACGGGCGGGUCGGAGUACGAGUCCAAAUCAAAGUAUGCGAAAGAGAGCACGGAGUGCACUUAUCAAAUGCACACUCCGUUUGUACAUAUUUUGAAGCAUGCAUCGUUGCAAGCUUCAACGGAAGGUAUGCAAAGAAAUAUGACGCAACCACGUUUAAAAAAAAUGACGCAACAUUUCUUGAAAUCAAUGUAAUGUUUUAUGCGUUCUCCACACAAGAACAUACUCAAGAGAACGUCCUCGGAGCAUGAGAGUGUGGAGCACGGUAGUAUGCAUAUUGAGAAACAAUUUUUUUGUGCUGUAUUGGAACAAAAGACGGCACACCCUGCAGUUGUCCACCCUAGAGCUAGACUAAGACUUCCAAUGUCCACUUAGAAUGAAUACCCAAUAUAUUGCUAAUACCACAAUAAGUAUGCUAGUGUGGACAUUUGACCAGAGGCUAAAUCUUCAAGUGUGCCAUUGAGUCCCAUGUAGCUCAGUUGGUAGGUAGAGCAUGGCGCUUGCAACGCCAGGGUUGUGGGUUUGAUUCCCACGGGGGGCCAGUAUGAAAAUGUAUGCACUCACUAACUGUAAGUCGCUCUGGAUAAGAGCGUCUGCUAAAUGACUAAAAUGUAAAUGUGAAAUUUCAUUCAAAUUAAUAAUAGGUCUGCCUGCCUAAGUUCACCCUUUCACCUCUGCUCCCAGGUUGUGGGUCUGAACUUCUCCAGCGCCACCACCCCGGAGCUGCUGCUGAAGACCUUUGACCACUACUGCGAGUACCGCCGCACGCCCAACGGUGUGGUCCUGGCCCCCGUGCAGCUUGGCAAGUGGCUGGUGCUCUUCUGUGAUGAGAUCAACUUGCCCGACAUGGACAAGUAUGGCACCCAGAGAGUCAUCUCCUUCCUCAGACAGGUGAGGGGGGGGGGGGGGGGGGGGGGUCUCGGCGUGUAAACACACACACACACACACUGGCUGGCUGUGUCUCAAUAGGUUUAACAUGCUUCCUUCCUUGGUGCCCUUUCCUCCAUGAUCACCUAUCAGUGGUACUGAAGCAAAGGAGACAAGGAGACCAGGAAGGAUGCCAUUGAGAAUAGGCCAGUGUGUUCUGAAGUUAAACACGAAGGCAGGGGUAGACAACCCUGGUACUGGAUGGCCGCAGGCACUUCCAUGUUUUUUUUUAUUUAACCGACCUGGAAGACCAAGGUGUGUUGAAUUUAGGAAAUCACUGAACUGAUCAAUUAUCUCAGUUGGUCAUGUGUGGUGCCUAGUUGGAACAAAAUCCAACAGUACCACUCCAGGAACAGGGUUUCCUACCCCUGCACUAAGGCCUAUGUUAGGCACAGUACCACUCCAGGAACAGGGUUUCCUACCCCUGCACUAAGGCCUAUGUUAGGCACAGUACCACUCCAGGAACAGGGUUUCCUACCCCUGCACUAAGGCCUAUGUUAGGCUGAGGUCCCGCUGGAGCGUUAGCUCAUCCUCCCCUGGUGUUUCCUCCUGCAGAUGGUGGAGCACGGUGGCUUCUACCGCACCUCAGACCAGACCUGGGUCAAGCUGGAGAGGAUCCAGUUUGUGGGAGCCUGUAACCCCCCCACCGACCCCGGCAGGAAGCCCCUCACCCACAGGUACACUGUCAACAUGACCUGUGACCUUUCUGAGACGAUGUAGCUUUAUCCUGGGUCUUGUUCAGUAGUAGCGACUCGCAUGGUACACAGCGAAGGAGCGAUAUGACACACUGUAGAAAAAUGCUUUGAAACUGAAAAAAGGAAAGGAGCAUUUCGUAUUGGAAAAGGCCAAGUAGUCCCCUCCCCUUUUCAAUCACUUUUCUACCGCUUGGUGUCUAAUGAACUCGACCCCGGACUAGACUCACUGUGGUCGGUUUUGAAUGAUGAGGAAGUGUUGUGUGAUUUUGAAUUGUAGGUUCCUGCGCCACGUGCCAGUGGUGUACGUGGACUACCCUGGCCCCGCCUCCCUCACUCAGAUCUACGGGACCUUCAACCGGGCCAUGCUGCGUCUCAUCCCUUCGCUGCGUACCUUCGCCGAGCCCCUCACCGCCGCCAUGGUGGAGUUCUACACCAUGUCUCAGGUAAGGGCCUACGUACCAAACAUAGAUGGAUACAGGAGUAGAAGUAUUUACAGUUAUCUACAGUAGUGGUAUUUACAGUAUUAUCAACAGUAGUAGCAGUUGGUGUUAUCUACAGUAGUAGUAUUUACAGUAGUAGUAGUAUUUACAGUAGUAUCUGUAGUAGUAGUAGUAGUUGGUGUUAUUUACAGUAGUAGUAGUAUUUACAGUAGUAGUAGUAGUAGUGGUGGUAGUAGUAGUGGUGGUAGUAGUAGUAGUAUUUGCAGUAGUAUUUAAUAAUAAUAAUAAUAAUAUGCCAUUUAGCAGACGCUUUUAUCCAAAGCGACUUACAGUCAUGCGUGCAUACAUUUUUGUGUAUGGGUGGUCCCGGGGAUCGAACCCACUACCUUGGCGUUAUAAGCGCCGUGCUCUACCAGCUGAGCUACAGAGGACCACAUUUAGAGUAUUAUCACAUUUUGCCAUGUUAUUUUGAUAUCUGAGUGACUAACAAAAUCAAUGGAGGCCACCGGAGGUCAGGGGCCUAUGCCGCGUGCCCAGUCGGUAUUCCACCACGAUAGCUGGCUAGACUAACAUACUCAUUUAAAAAUGGUUAACUGUCAGUGACUGGUGUAACGAGAGAAACUGCUGAUGCAAAACCAAAUUUGCGUAUUCUACUAUUCUGACUCUAAACAGUAAGUUGAGACCCUGACUGAGUUCCUAAAUUUUUUUAUUUAUAUAUCUUUUUUUUUACUCUGACGUGUCGCGACACACCAUUAACAUGUCCGCAACCCACUUUGGGUCGUGACCCAUACUUUAAGGCUGAUCACUACAGUAGUAGUAGUAUUUACAGUAUUAUCUACAGUAGUAUUAUCUAAUGUAGUAUCUACAGUUAUCUACAGUAGUAGUAGUAGUAUUUAGUGGUAUUUAUGUCUAUGGUACCACAUCCUCACAAAUAUGCGUUGUAUAGGAGCCAUUCUCAAUGUCCGAUUUAUAGUGCUGAACACAAUGGUAGGGUAGGAUGUCGCCUGGUCCCAGAUCAGUUUAUGCCAUCUUGUCAAAACCUACGGUUGUCGGCAAAACGGCACAAACGGAUCUCGGACCAGGGUAGAUUGGAUGUGCUGUAAGCGAACUGACCUUUGACCUCAUGGAGCAUGUCCUUUUAUCCACUACAGGAACGCUUCACCCAAGACACCCAGCCCCACUACAUCUACUCUCCCCGUGAGAUGUCCCGCUGGGUGAGGGGCAUCUUCGAGGCCCUGCGGCCCCUGGAGACACUCCCUGUGGAGGGUCUCAUCCGCAUCUGGGCCCACGAGGCCCUGCGCCUCUUCCAGGACAGGUAUGUGUGUUCAGUACUUAGGGAAGUAGCCAGACUACCCCCCCCCUCCAAAGUAGCCUAGUAGAAUCUUUGGGGAAAAGAUUGUUUAGCAUUAUUAAUAGGGCUUGGAGUUUUCCCUUACCAGGUAAAACAGCAGAUGCUUGUUCCAGGCUAUAACCAAGGCCCUGAGUUUUCCUGAUUUUUGUGACCUGAUCGAUAAAAGUUAGAUGCAAAGAGAUCAAUGUUGUUCUCUAAGUCCUGACUGAGCUGCUAAACUAUUCUCUCCCAAACACAGGUUGGUGGAGGAUGAGGAGAGGCGCUGGACAGACGAAAACAUUGACAUGGUGGCCCUCAAGCACUUCCCCAACAUUGACCGUGAAAAGGCCCUUAACAGACCUAUCCUCUACAGCAACUGGCUCUCUAAGGUGAGAUUCCUGCCCAUAGACGCAAUAUAAUACUGUUCUGUUUAUACAGACGCAAUAUAAUACUGUUCUGUUUAUACAGACGCAAUAUAAUACUGUUCUGUUUAUACAGACGCAAUAUAAUACUGUUCUGUUUAUACAGACGCAAUAUAAUACUGUUCUGUUUAUACAGACGCAAUAUAAUACUGUUCUGUUUAUACAGACGCAAUAUAAUACUGUUCUGUUUAUACAGACGCAAUAUAAUACAGUUAUGUUUUAUAUAGAUUCAAUAUAAUACGUUUCUGUUUAUACAGACGCAAUAUAAAACAGUUAUGUUUUAUAUAGAUUCAAUAUAAUACGUUUCUGUUUAUACAGACGCAAUAUAAUACAGUUAUUUUUUAUAUAGAUUCAAUAUAAUACUGUUCUGUUUAUAUAGAUGCAAUAUAAUACUGUUCUGUUUAUACAGAUGCAAUAUAAUACGGUUAUUUUUAAUGAUAUGUAUCUGCAUAUGUUGCGGCGUCUCAUAACUACCAUAUAGACAUACCUACUAUGAAUGUAGCCAAGAAAUUGACAAUCAUGGCUUGUGUAUGUUGAAUGAAGCUGCUUUUUAGUUGGUGUGUUAAUGGUUGCCUGUCACCCUCCUCAGGAUUACAUCCCAGUGGAACAGGAGGAGCUGAGGGACUACGUCAAGGCCCGUCUGAGGGUCUUCUACGAGGAGGAGCUGGACGUGCCACUGGUGCUCUUCAACGAGGUUCUGGACCAUGUCCUCCGAAUCGACCGGUAAAUAAAUAAUACUUCUCUGCUUCACAUUGUGGGAUUUAGCACGUGGAUACACUUGAGGUUUUUGAUAUGACUCCUUACUUGACACUGUUAAAACGGACAAUUCAUGUCCUUUCCAGAAUCUUCCGACAACCCCAGGGUCAUCUCCUCCUGAUUGGAGUCAGUGGAGCAGGAAAGACUACCCUGUCACGCUUCGUGGCCUGGAUGAACGGUCUGAGUGUCUAUCAGAUCAAGGUUAGUAAAGAAAAGUCCACCGGUAAUGGCUAACUGUAAAUCUAACACUGUUCCUUUUGAAUUACCAUUUUAAAGCUAUCUUGAAUUGUCAUCCCGAGACAAUACAACAAAUAUUAUGAGUGGGAAAAGUAGUGUUUCCGAGUUUGCAGAAGUGUCUGUGUGGAAUCCAUCGGAUGUAAAUUGGAAUAAGUCAAUAUGUAUGUUGUAAUGAGUUCAGUGGUUGAAUGAGGUGCUGAAUGCAUUGUGAUGUCUCUGUUCAGGUCCAUAGGAGGUACACGGGCGACGACUUUGACGAGGACCUGCGGACGGUGCUGCGUCGCUCCGGCUGCAAGAACGAGAAGAUCGCCUUCAUCAUGGACGAGUCCAACGUGCUGGACUCUGGCUUCCUGGAGCGCAUGAACACCCUGCUGGCCAACGGAGAGGUAGAGACUGAGACCAACAACCCGGGCUGCACUUUAAUACUCAAAAGUAGAACCGUCUCCUUUCCUCCGUCUGCACUGACAUUGAAGAGACAGGAUGGGUUGAAGGCAAAAUCCGAGAUCCAUAUUGCUUUCACCUAUCCUGUGUCAGGUCAGAGCAGAUGGAGACGUGACAAGGAAAGGUAGUCACUUUAAACUAUUGAUAUAUCCCCUGUUGCCUCUUCCAUAGGUCCCUACCUAGAUACUGCUAUUGAGAAACUUGUUGGAUAAUGAUAUUGAGAUGCUUGUUGGUAGGAAACACCACACCCUCAAGUUCCUAUAUACACUACAUUACCAAAAGUAUGUGGACACCUGCUCGUCGAACAUCUCAUUCCAAGGGCAUUAAUAUGGAGUUGGUCCCCCCUUUGCUGCUAUAACAGCCUCCACUCUUCUGGGAAGGCUUUCCACUAGACGUUGGAACAUUGCUGCGGGGACUUGAUUCCAUUCAGCCAUAAGAGCAUUAGUGAGGUUGGGCACUGAUGUUGGACGAUUAGGCUUGGCUCGCAGUCGGCGUUCCAAUUCAUCCCAAAGGUGUUCGAUGGGGUUGAGGUCAGGGCUCUGUGCAGGCCAGUCAAGUUCUUCCACACCGAUCUCGACAAACCAUUUCUGUAUGGACCUCGCUUUGUGCACGGGGGCAUUGUCAUGCUGAAACAGGAAAGGGCCUUCCCCAAACUGUUGCCAGAAAGUUGGAAGCACAGAAUCGUCUAGAAUGUCAUUGAAUGCUGUAGUGUAAAGAUUUCCCUUUGAGUGCAUGUAAACUUCUGACCCACUGGGAAUGUGAUGAAAUAAAUAAAUCAUUCUCUCUACUAUCACUCUAACAUUUCACAUUCUUAAAAUAAAGUGGUGAUCCUAACUGACCUAAGACAGGGAUUUUUUACUAGGAUUAAAUGUCAGGAAUUGUGAAAAACUGAGUUUAAAUGUAUUUGGCUAAGGUGUAUGUAAACUUCCGACUUCAACUGUGUGUGUCCCUGCCCAGGUGCCAGGUCUGUUUGAGGGUGAUGAGUACGCUGCCCUGAUGACCCAGUGUAAGGAGGGCGCCCAGAAGGAAGGCAUGAUGCUGGACACCCACGAGGAGCUCUACAAGUGGUUUACUAGCCAGGUCAUCAGGAACCUGCACGUGGUCUUCACCAUGAACCCCUCGUCUGAGGGCCUGAAGGACCGCGCUGCCACCUCACCUGCCCUCUUCAACAGGUGGGGCCUCCUAUAGCCACACCUACAGUCAAGGCCUAAAAUUAACUUUUUGGUCCGCUAGCCACAGUGGCAGGUAGAUGGGGGGAAAAUCUACCAGCCACUCAGAUUUUUUACCAGACAUAAUAUUUUUGCGCCAUAAUUACAUCAACAAACACAAAAAAAAAACUGAUGAUCAUGCUUAAUGAUUCUAAAACCCAAAAUGUAUUAGUAAGAAGUAAUGUGAUAUAUUGCUCAAUUUCAUUCGAUUUUUUUUGUGACCCGAUUUUAUUUUAUUAACCAAAAUAUCAGAUGAGACAAAAUAUUCAGCUGCCCCUUUUAAGAGCUGGGGGUUACCGUGGUAACGGGGCCACUCGAGUCAUGUCUGUGUGUGAGAUUUGUGAUCUGACUAGGGCGUGGGUCUCUUCGCUAUCAGUUGAAGCAGCAGACUCAAACUAACGUUGAAAAACAACCGAGCUUGUGAACAAAACAAUGUAAAUAGCCAAGAAACACGAAGACAAAGUCUCACUUCAGUAGACUUUUCGUUUUAAGUAAAUUAGACCAACCUUUAUGUCUGUGCACAGCGCCUCCAGAAAUGAAUCUAUCAGGGACAGUGCACAAAACUCCCCAGCCAGGCAUUGUUGCUGUGCGAGGUGGGAUAUAGAUUUUUAUUUAUUUGUGCGAUUAGCAGCUAUGAAACAAAAAAAGCAGAAGUACUUUGAAAACGGCGACUGCAGCAUUUUUCCUGUUAUAAAUCACAGCUCACAGGUGCUCCUACUUGACUUUGUACUCUAUUUUAUCUGUAAAUGCCAAUGUUCUCCCUGUAGAGACCUGCAAAUUGACCACCCACCUACGUGGUUGGUGAAAUAGACAUUCUUACCCGCCUACACCUAAAUCUACCCGUGUGUGGCGGGUGUUAAUUUUAUUCCCUGCCUACAGUACAGUGGUGCUGGUCUUACCCUAGUAGCUGACUCUAAACGCACAAAAAUAUUUCCAUUGAACACAUUUACUCACUGUCGCUGGUCACUCAGUAGUGGCUGAUUCGGAACUCUUACAAAAUCAUUUUUGGUUGAAAUUGAUUAUUUUGGACCCAUUUUUGAAUAGACGACACACUGCACUCGAUCUCUGUCUUCUUCAGAUCUGCCAUGGUUGUAGCCUUUCGGCGCGGUAUCUGUGUUGCCCUCUCCGUAACGCUUUCUCUCUUCCCUUCCACAGGUGUGUGUUGAAUUGGUUUGGAGACUGGUCAACUGAGGCCCUCUACCAAGUGGGCAAAGAGUUCACCAUCAAACUGGACCUGGAGAAACCCAACUACAAGGUGCCUGACUACAUGCCCGUGGUGUACGACAAGCUGCCCCAGCCACCAUCUCACCGCGAGGCCAUCGUCAACGGCUGUGUGUUUGUCCACCAGACACUGCACCAGGUCAGACUCACGCUUUGGUCAUCAGACCUGGGUUCAAAUUGUAUUUGUUGUUUUUUUCCAAAACCUUAGCUGUACUUGAUUGAGCUCGCCUAGUGCAAUGGAACCAAUGGAAUAGUCCCAUAAGUGCAAAGACUGCCCCCCUGGCACUCCAGGCAGGCUCAAUCAAACGCUUAAAGUAUUUGAAAGAAUAUAAAUACCGGGCCUAUGCACUUGUGGAGAUCUGAGAGGAUUUGAUUGGUAUAAGCAAUAUGGUGAAACUUCCACCUAUCCUAUCAGAGGGCAAGGUGGAGCUUUUACCAGAUUGAUUGCACCUGUCAAUUCCUCUCAGAUCUCCACAAGUGUGCUUAGAGGACGAUUUGGGAUUGGGACAACAUUUUUAAACCAGGUCUGUCGAUCAUACGACGGUAAAAUGGUACUCGCGUUUGCUUGCGAUGGCGUUCUUCCUCCUCAGGCUAACAGCCGGCUGUCCAAGCGCGGUGGACGCACCAUGGCCAUCACCCCGCGCCACUACCUGGACUUCAUCAACCACUACGCCGACCUGUUCAACGAGAAGCGCAGUGAGCUGGAGGAGCAGCAGAUGCAUCUCAACGUGGGCCUGAGGAAAAUCAAGGAGACCGUGGACCAGGUGACGCUUCCUUCCACAGUAGUCUUUCCUGACAAACAAAAAACUUAAGACGUGGAUAGAGCUAGCUAGCUAGCUUGCUUGCAGAUACACAAUUUGGUUCAGUGUUUCAAGAUGAUGGUAGAUUAUUGUCCGUUCCAGGUGUUUGAUACCACAGUCUGGAUCUUUAUCUUCACCCAUAGGUGGAGGAACUGCGUCACGACCUGAGGAUCAAGAGCCAGGAGCUGGAAGGUGAAGAACGCCGACGCCAACGACAAGCUGAAGAAGAUGGUCAAAGACCAGCAGGAGGCUGAGAAGAAGAAGGUGAGAUAGAGGACCUACUUCACUGUAUACCAGUGGUCUGAAAAUUCCGUCCCACUGGGCCAAGAAAUAAGCAGCUCGGGUCCUGAUGUGGCUCCCGGGGCCGGCACUUUCAGAUCUCUGCUGUGUACUAAAGUCUGUGGAAGUGGAUGGUGGUUGUACUAGACCUGUGUGUGUUUUUCAAUGGGGAUUUCUAGGUGAUGAGUCAGGAGAUCCAGGAGUCUGUGUACAAGCAACAGGAGAAGAUCAAGGACAAACAGCUGAGUGUCAAGGUCGACCUGGAUCAGGUGGAGCCGGCUGUUAUAGAGGCCCAGAAUGGUAUGUCUCCCUUCUAUGGGUUCUGGAUUAUAAUUUUUUUAUUUUUUUUGCCUUCCACUUCUGAUGGGGGCUUUAGUUUAGUCAUUGUUGCAAAAUCAGCUUUAGAACCAGACUGAUCGAAUAUAACAAGCAGUGUUAUUUGGGAGCGUUCAUAUUUGCGAUGUCACUGCUGCUGUUGAAUGAUUGCAUCCCCAAGUUUACAUUAUGAGAUGCCCAACUGAUAGGAACAACACGUUUACUUUAUGAGAUGCCCAACUGAUAGGAACAACACGUUUACAUUAUGAGAUGCCCAACUGAUAGGAACAACACGUUUACAUUAUGAGAUGCCCAACUGAUAGGAACAACACGUUUACAUUAUGAGAUGCCCAACUGAUAGGAACAACACGUUUACAUUAUGAGAUGCCCAACUGAUAGGAACAACACGUUUACAUUGAGAUGCCCAACUGAUAGGAACAACACGUUUACAUUAUGAGAUGCCCAACUGAUAGGAACAACACGUUUACAUUAUGAGAUGCCCAACUGAUAGGAACAACACGUUUACAUUAUGAGAUGCCCAACUGAUAGGAACAACACGUUUACAUUAUGAGAUGCCCAACUGAUAGGACCAACACGUUUACAUUAUGAGAUGCCCAACUGAUAGGAACAACACGUUUACAUUAUGAGAUGCCCAACUGAUAGGAACAACACGUUUACAUUAUGAGAUGCCCAACUGAUAGGAACAACACGUUUACAUUAUGAGAUGCCCAACUGAUAGGAACAACACGUUUACAUUAUGAGAUGCCCAACUGAUAGGAACAACACGUUUACAUUAUGAGAUGCCCAACUGAUAGGAACAACACGUUUACAUUAUGAGAUGCCCAACUGAUAGGAACAACACGUUUACAUUAUGAGAUGCCCAACUGAUAGGAACAACACGUUUACAUUAUGAGAUGCCCAACUGAUAGGAACAACACGUUUACAUUAUGAGAUGCCCAACUGAUAGGAACAGCACGUUUACAUUAUGAGAUGCCCAACUGAUAGGAACAACACGUUUACAUUAUGAGAUGCCCAACUGAUAGGAACAACACGUUUACAUUAUGAGAUGCCCAACUGAUAGGAACAACACGUUUACAUUAUGAGAUGCCCAACUGAUAGAAACAAGAAUGCUCUUGCUCUUUUUGAGCAGAUUUCUUUGUUUCUUUCCAAGUUUUCAACAUAGGUUCUUUAUUGUCCUCUCUCCCACGGUCUCCCGGUACGAGAUGGAUAUCUCUCUUCUCAUUCUAACUUCUCUGCUUUUCUUCUCACUUUCCCUCUUUGCUGUUGCUUCUCCUCCCCGUCCUCUUGUGCCCCCCUCUGGCUGGGGUUAGCCGUUAAGUCCAUUAAGAAGCAGCAUCUGGUGGAAGUGCGUUCCAUGGCCAACCCGCCGGGGGCGGUCAAGCUGGCCCUGGAGUCCAUCUGCCUGCUCCUGGGAGAGAGCACCACGGACUGGAAGCAGAUCCGCUCCAUCAUAAUGAGGGAGAACUUCAUCCCCACCAUUGUUAACUUUUCUGCCGAUGAGAUCAGGUGACCAUGAGUGUUUUUGUUGGAGGGGGAAGAUGGCAGCGGUGGGGUUUGGGUGACCGAGGGAAGUGGUGUCUGUGAUUGUUCAAUGGCAGAGAGGAGUUGCGUGAUUGACACUUCAUUUAACCAAUUACAGAGCGGUUUGGUCUGAGCUGCCGACAUGUUUUGGAACGUCUGCAGUAAAUAUAGUUUUAAAAACCUAGAGCAUGACUCAUUCCUGCUAGCAAGUUUUAAGAGAUCCAAAAUGGCCUCUUACUUCAAUGGAGUUCAAAUGCCUAAACACCUCUGCCCCGAAACACAGUCCCUUCGCCCCCCCCCUCUUCCAACCCUGCUGCUGUGGAUCUCCCCUCCUUCCACCCCUUCUGCAUGGUUCCUAAAGAGCGGUCCACCCUCUCUUUUACCCUCCCCCCCUCCAUCCCUCCCCAGCCGUCAGCUCUAUUAAGCGUCACCAUCUUGUUGAAGUGCGUGCCAUGACCAACCCCCCACCCGCGGUAAAGCUGGCGUUAGAGUCUAUCUGCUUACUGCUGGGCGAGGAGACUAAUGACUGGAAAAAGAUCAGACAAGUUAUUGUCAGGGACAAUUUCAUCACCAACAUAGUCAACUUUGUCUCAGAGGACAUGAGGUACUGUGCAUAUCCAUUUUAUAUUACUCUGAUCUCAAAAUCUUCCUCACGCAGUUGUGAUUCAACGUAUUUUUGUUAAUUGACAAUCGGUUGUCUUGAGAAAUCAGAAUCAAAAAUCAGAGUAAUGUACUGAUUUAUUGUUAGUUUACCAAUCUUGGCAUGAUGAUACUCAUUGAAUCAAGUAAGCAUGUCCAGCAGUUGGCUAGAUAUGUUUUCUGGUCGUAGUCGGUAGCCAUACAAUUAGUCUGAAAUCAGUCACUACAACCUGUACCCAUUUAGAUGGAACAUUUCAAAUUUAUUCAUAAGUCACAGAAUACAAAAUGGAAUACAAUUUUCCACUUGAAGGGAAAUUUCACCUUAGCUCUGCCAUGGUCAUUACUACACUGCUCAAGAAAAUUAAGGGAAACACUAAAAUAACACAUCCUAGAUCUGAAUGAAUGAAAUAAUCUUAUUAAAUACUUUUUUCUUUACAUAGUUGAAUGUGCUGACAACAAAAUCACACAAAAAUUAUCAAUGGAAAUCAGAUGUAUCAACCCAUGGAGGUCUGGAUUUGGAGUCACCCUCAAAAUUAAAGUGGAAAACCACACUACAGGCUGAUCCAACUUUGAUGUAAUGUCCUUAAAACAAGUCGAAAUGAGGCUCAGUAGUGUGUGUGUGGCCUCCACGUGCCCGUAUGACCUCCCUACAACGCCUGGGCAUGCUCCUGAUGAGGUGGCGGAUGGUCUCCUGAGGGAUCUCCUCCCAGACCUGGACUAAAGCAUCCGCCAACUCCUGGACAGUCUGUGGUGCAACGUGGCGUUGGUGGAUGGAGCGAGACAUGAUGUCCCAGAUGUGCUCAAUUGGAUUCAGGUCUGGGGAACGGGCGGGCCAGUCCAUAGCAUCAAUGCCUUCCUCUUGCAGGAACUGCUGACACACUCCAGCCACAUGAGGUCUAGCAUUGUCUUGCAUUAGGAGGAACCCAGGACCAACCGCACCAGCAUAUGGUCUCACAAGGGGUCUGAGGAUCUCAUCUCGGUACCUAAUGGCAGUCAAGCUACCUCUGGCGAGCACAUGGAGGGCUGUGCGGCCCCCCAAAGAAAUGCCACCCCACACCAUGACUGACCCACCGCCAAACCGGUCAUGCUGGAGGAUGUUGCAGGCAGCAGAACGUUCUCCACGGCGUCUCCAGACUCUGUCACGUCUGUCACGUGCUCAGUGUGAACCUGCUUUCAUCUGUGAAGAGCACAGGGCACCAGUGGCGAAUUUGCCAAUCUUGGUGUUCUCUGGCAAAUUCCAAACGUCCUGCACGGUGUUGGGCUGUAAGCACAACCCCCACCUGUAGACGUCGGGCCCUCAUACCACCCUCAUGGAGUCUGUUUCUGACCGUUUGAGCAGACACGUGCACAUUUGUGGCCUGCUGGAGGUCAUUUUGCAGUGCUCUGGCAGUGCUCCUCCUUGCACAAAGGCGGAGGUAGCAGUCCUGCUGCUGGGUUGUUGCCCUCCUACGGCCUCCUCCACGUCUCCUGAUGUACUGGCCUGUCUCCUGGUAGCGCCUCCAUGCUCUGGACACUACGCUGACAGACACAGCAAACCUUCUUGCCACAGCUCGCAUUGAUGUGCCAUCCUGGAUGAGCUGCACUACCUGAGCCACUUGUGUGGGUUGUAGACUCCGUCUCAUGCUACCACUAGAGUGAAAGCACCGCCAGCAUUCAAAAGUGACCAAAACAUCAGCCAGGAAGCAUAGGAACUGAGAAGUGGUCGGUGGUCACCACCUGCAAAACCAGUCCUUUAUUGGGGGUGUCUUGCUAAUUGCCUAUAAUUUCCACCUGUUGUCUAUUCCAUUUGCACAACAGCAUGUGAAAUGUAUUGUCAAUCAGUGUUGCUUCCUAAGUGGACAGUUUGAUUUCACAGAAGUGUGAUUGACUUGGAGUUACAUUGUGUUGUUUAAGUGUUCCCUUUAUUUUUUUGAGCAGUGUAUAUUAACAUUACGUUUUGUCAUAAAUAUAAAAAAAUCUCCUCACCACAAGCUAGAACGAGGGCAUUUUAAAUUCAGAAAGUUUAGACUUCCUGUGUAUUCGUCUGCUCGACUUGUACCACCACUCCGGCAUUCAUAGCGAAUGCACGAUGCACAACGGGGCCAGAGCAGGAAGCACCGCCCCACGCCAAGCUGUGGUCUUUCAGAGUCUGGAAAAAAUGGCGCCUUGUACAUUUAGCAAUGGAUCCGCCAAUAGGAACAUCGCUGAAAGAUGUCCAAGGGCUCGAUCAAACAAGGACAACCAUAUCUACACGCACACAAAUGUGUAGUGUGAUCGGUAUAACAUGGAGGCUUCGCGAAAUGCCACAAAGCAGGACUACUUUCAUUUUCAGAUCUCAUCCACCCCAUCAAAACACUAGAUGUUGUCAUCGCCUUUGUGGUCAAAUAUGUGUGAAGGACUUCAGGCACGAUCAAAACAAACCCAGUCAUAUUUUGGUGAAAUUUCCCUUUAACAACCAAAACCCUUUUAUUUUUGCUUCCUUGCACGCCACCCCUUUCGUACAUAAUUUCAUCCAUGAUCAUUUUUCAAAUACCCUGCUCACAAAUUUUAAUUCAUUUAACAUUUUAUACAAUUGCCUGUUGCUCUGUCCUAACCCUGUGACCGCUAUCGUAAUGCAGUGAGUCAAUCCGUGAGAAAAUGAAGAAGAAUUACAUGUCCAACCCCAACUUCAACUACGAGAUGGUCAACAGGGCCUCCCUGGCCUGUGGCCCCAUGGUCAAAUGGGCCAUCGCUCAGGUAAGGAAACCACCGGCCACUGACCUUAUACUGGGAACGGUUUAAGGGUGAAUCUAAAGUCUUUCCUCGAUUCCUUGCGUCCUCUCUCCUCGUCUCCUUCUCAAAACUAAUUGGAGGAGAAGGUCAUAGAGGAGGAAUCUUGGAUCUUCUCUUCCGAUGCAUUUCGAGGAGAUUUGGAGAGAGGAAAGAUUUGAGAUUCACCCAAUGUCUAGUGAGUGCCAGGAGUAAAUUAUUUCUUACCACGUGUAAAAACUCUGCGCCCUACUUAUAACCUGCAAUUAUUGACCCGUCUCUUCCCCCUCUUCUAGCUGAACUACGCUGACAUGUUGAAGCGCGUGGAGCCGCUGAGGAACGAGCUGCAGAAGCUGGAGGACGAUGCCAUGGACAAUAAGUCCAAGGCGGAGGAGGUGGAGCAGAUGAUCCACGACCUGGAGUCCAGCAUCGCCCGCUACAAGGAGGAGUACGCCGUACUCAUCUCUGAGGCCCAGGCCAUUAAGGCCGAUCUGGCCGCCGUCGAGGCAAAGGUAGGGAAGUCCAUCCGCCCAUAAAACAACCAUUCCUAAUAAACUAAACCAUUUCACCAUCUCCAUAACUUUAGCAAGAGAUACCAUUUCGCCAUCUCCAUAACCUUAGGAAUUAGCAAGAGAUUUAGGAAAUGCGUUUUAGAGCAAGGAGUGCUUUUUCAAUGAACAAGGCUUGCAUCUCGUCUAUGAAAACUCUGAGUCAAUGCCCUAGACUUGACAAUAGUAUACAGUGUAAAUGUGAUGUUUCUGUUUUUUUUAAAUAUAAUUUGCUAAGAAAAUCUAAAAACCUGUUUUUGCUUUGUCAUUAUGGGGUAUUGUGUGUCAAUUGAUGAGGAAAACAAUUGAUUUAAUCAAUUUUAGAAUAAGGCUGUACCAUAACAAAAUUUGGAAAAAGUGAAGGGAUCUGAUUUCUUUCCAAAUGCACUGUAUAGCCCUAGGGGAUGAGUCUUUUCAGUUUAGAGCUCCAUUCCAAUGUAAAGCAAUUGAAGACCAGGUGGAAAAGCGCUGUAUCAAUCCAUCAUUGUUAAAUCUGAUCGUCUUCUGUGAGUGCAGGUGAACCGCAGCACAGCCCUGCUCAAGAGCCUGUCUGCCGAGAGCGAGCGCUGGGAGAAGUCCAGCGAGACGUUCAAGAACCAGAUGGCUACCAUCGCCGGGGACUGCCUGCUGUCGGCAGCCUUCAUUGCCUACGCAGGCUACUUCGAGCAGCAGAUGAGACAGAACCUCUUCACCACCUGGUCGCACCACCUGCAGCAGGCCAACAUUCAGGUACUGGGGGGGGGGGUUGUUCAGCGGCUCAUGUAACGAGGGUAGUUCUCAGCACUAGGCUUUAGUUUACAUGAUGAGUAGGGAGGGGUCAUGAGUUUUUCUAGGUCAGAUCACGUGAUGAGGGUUAAAAAUACUGGCCCUAAUGAUAAAUGACCUUGCCGGAGAUGUGGAGAAUUGUUUUGUCUCCCAUGACUAUUUCCUAGGCUUUAGUUCAGACGGCUAACUGUCUUGAGUCGCAUGGACAACCCAAGUUCGAAACCCAGACUUUAACACCAACUCUGGCAGUCAUCUGUAACUCAAGGCAGUAUUUUUUUCUUUGUAAUGUUCUAGACUCAAUUUUGUAUGGCUAAGCAGAUCUGUCUCUCCUACUAGUUCCGUACGGACAUCGCCAGGACUGAGUACCUGUCCAAUGCGGACGAGAGGCUGCGCUGGCAGGCCAACUCCCUCCCGGCGGACGACCUCUGCACCGAGAACGCCAUCAUGCUCAAGAGGUUCAACAGGUGAGUGUGUCCAUCCGAAUCACAAUAUCAUCCAUCAUCUCUUCUCCCCCAUCUAGGAACUGGAGUAUCCUACAUGACCAACACUGAGGGGUAGAGGGUGGUAGUUCUAUCAUCAACCUGGAGUAUCCUACAUGACCAACACUGAGGGGUAGAGGGUGGUAGUUCUAUCAUAAACCUGGAGUAUCCUACAUGACCAACACUGAGAGGUAGAGGGUGGUAGUUCUAUCAUAAACCUGGAGUAUCCUACAUGACCAACACUGAGGGGUAGAGGGUGGUAGUUCUAUCAUAAACCUGGAGUAUCCUACAUGACCAACACUGAGAGGUAGAGGGUGGUAGUUCUAUCAUAAACCUGGAGUAUCCUACAUGACCAACACUGAGAGGUAGAGGGUGGUAGUUCUAUCAUAAACCUGGAGUAUCCUACAUGACCAACACUGAGGGGUAGAGGGUGGUAGUUCUAUCAUAAACCUGGAGUAUCCUACAUGACCAACACUGAGAGGUAGAGGGUGGUAGUUCUAUCAUAAACCUGGAGUAUCCUACAUGACCAACACUGAGAGGUAGAGGGUGGUAGUUCUAUCAUAAACCUGGAGUAUCCUACAUGACCAACACUGAGGGGUAGAGGGUGGUAGUUCUAUCAUAAACCUGGAGUAUCCUACAUGACCAACACUGAGGGGUAGAGGGGUGGUAGUUCUAUCAUAAACCUGGAGUAUCCUACAUGACCAACACUGAGGGGUAGAGGGUGGUAGUUAUAUCAUAAACCUGGAGUAUCCUACAUGACCAACACUGAGGGGUAGAGGGUGGUAGUUCUAUCAUAAACCUGGAGUAUCCUACAUGACCAACACUGAGGGGUAGAGGGUGGUAGUUCUAUCAUAAACCUGGAGUAUCCUACAUGACCAACACUGAGGGGUAGAGGGUGGUAGUUCUAUCAUAAACCUGGAGUAUCCUACAUGACCAACACUGAGGGGUAGAGGGUGGUAGUUCUAUCAUAAACCUGGAGUAUCCUACAUGACCAACACUGAGGGGUAGAGGGUGGUAGUUCUAUCAUAAACCUGGAGUAUCCUACAUGACCAACACUGAGAGGUAGAGGGUGGUAGUUCUAUCAUAAACCUGGAGUAUCCUACAUGACCAACACUGAGGGGUAGAGGGUGGUAGUUCUAUCAUAAACCUGGAGUAUCCUACAUGACCAACACUGAGGGGUAGAGGGUGGUAGUUCUAUCAUAAACCUGGAGUAUCCUACAUGACCAACACUGAGGGGUAGAGGGGUGGUAGUUCUAUCAUAAACCUGGAGUAUCCUACAUGACCAACACUGAGGGGUAGAGGGUGGUAGUUCUAUCAUAAACCUGUAUUGAAGGCUGAACGCCUCACUGCGGAUCCUGUCGGGAGAUACAUAAACUUUACCAUUUAAAUGUUUGUAUAAUGAAUGCCUAUCCUAGUUCCACAGUGCAUCCAAUAGUGUGAUGGAUAGACUGUGUUUUUAAAGACUCCUGGAAAGCUAGCCCUUUCUUUGGGCUAAAUGAGAUCCUAAUAAAAAACAAAACUUUGCCUUUUCCCAGGUAUCCCCUGAUCAUCGACCCGUCCGGCCAGGCCACAGAGUUCAUCAUGAACGAGUACAAGGAUCGCAAGAUCACCAGGACCAGCUUCCUGGAUGACGCAUUCCGGAAGAACCUGGAGAGCGCUCUGCGUUUCGGAAACCCUCUGCUUGUGCAGGUCAGAACAGACUUCUCGGUCUAUCCAGCAUGUUCCAGACCAUGUGUACCUCUACAAUAGCAUGUAACACAUGCUUUUAAUCUGAAUACAUUGUAGUGCUCAACUGCUGCUGCAGUAGACAUAAUCUCCCUUGAGACCGGUAACAUAAAUGUUACUAUAUUUAACAGAAGCUUUAACGUAAACGUUAGGUCCAGUAGCUAGCUAGCGAAUGCAACAUUUGGUUCUGGGUUCCAAGAUAACUGUUGGGCUUGCCGACCUUUGUUCAAUUGGAAAAACAAUUUUGCUUCCAUGUAACUAAUGGUAAUGUCUCCCCCCAGGAUGUAGAGAGCUACGAUCCCAUCCUGAACCCGGUGCUCAACAGAGAGGUGCGCAGGACCGGCGGACGGGUGCUCAUCACCCUUGGCGACCAGGACAUUGACUUGUCCCCGUCCUUCGUCAUCUUCCUCUCCACACGCGACCCCACGGUGGAGUUCCCUCCAGACCUGUGUUCUCGUGUGACCUUUGUCAACUUCACAGUGACUCGCAGCAGUCUGCAGAGCCAGUGUCUCAACGAGGUGCUGAAGGCAGAGAGGCCCGACGUGGACGAGAAGCGCUCCGACCUCCUCAAACUGCAGGGUGAGACGCGCGAGCACAAUGACCUCGCUUACGCAAGGCUCGCUCUGUGUGCCGACAGUCUCUUGCAAUAAAUGAUGAAUCUAUACCGAACCUGAUUUAAUGUGAAUGAAACUCAUAUACGGAUCUGACUGCUGAUAUGCAAUGCACACAAAAGUAUCUUACUCUCUUCUCUUUGUCCUAUUUUUAUCCUUCAAAUAUGGAAGCAUUAACCUUCCCUCCCUCCACCAGGUGAGUUCCAGGUGCGUCUGCGCCAACUGGAGAAGUCUCUGCUGCAGGCCCUGAACGAGGUCAAGGGUCGUAUCCUGGACGACGACACCAUCAUCACCACCCUGGAGAACCUGAAGAAGGAGGCGGCGGAGGUGACCAGGAAGGUGGAGGAGACGGACAUUGUGAUGGCCGAGGUGGAGGCGGUGUCGCAGCAGUACCUGUCCCUCUCCUCGGCCUGCAGCUCCAUCUACUUCACCAUGGAGGCCCUGAACCAGGUAUACACACACUGUGGCUCUUAUAAAGAUUCUCCUGUGUGCCGACGGUCUCUUGCAUUAAAUGAUGAAUCUAUCCCAAACCUGAGUUCAUGUGAAUGAAACUCCUAUACGGAUCUGACUGCUGCUAUGCAAGUCUCUUCUGGUUCUGUUUCUAUGGUGGUGACCCUCUUCAAAACCUUCUAGUACAGAACCAAGACGUAGUGUAGCGAACCCAUUCCAGCCUGCUGUGUUGAUGACUUCAUGUCCGUCUCCAGAUCCACUUCCUGUACCAGUACUCGCUGCACUUCUUCCUGGACAUCUACCACACAGUCCUGUAUGAGAACGCUAACCUCAAGAGUGUUAGCGACCACACCCAGCGCCUGACCCACAUCACCAAGGACCUCUUCCAGGUAACCGCACAUCUCAAACACCCUCUAGAACCUAGAAUGUCUAAAACCUCACAUCUAGAACACCUUCUAGAACAUCUAGAACUGGAGAUUUUCUUCAUAGAUCUCAAAUCAAUGUUGUUUUUUUUUGUGCAAAAUCAACAAUCCGAUUGUCUCGUUUCAGGGGGCGUUCAACAGAGUGGCCAGAGGAAUGUGUAACCAGGAUCACAUCACCUUCGCAAUGCUCUUAGCCAGGAUCAACCUGAAAGGCAUGACCAGGUAAUGAACUUUGAACUUUCUACACAUUCCUGGUUAUAAUGUGAAGGAUAAGGUCCAUGGUUCGGUUCCAAUAUCUACACUACAAAAAUGUAUUGAGGAUGCAUUCUAAGUGGUAUGCUAGUGUGGACAGUGUGCCGCAGCCCAUGCAUCUUGUUGAUGACCAGUUCCUGUUGCCCUCAGCGAGCCGUCCUACGACGCAGAGUUCCAGCACUUCCUGCGUGGCGCGGAGAUGGUGCUGAAGGGCACAGCGGUGCCUAAGGUGAAAGGCCUGACCACGGAGCAGUGUGAGGCCAUGAUCAUCCUCAGCCGACUCCCUGCCUUCAAGGACCUGGUCUCCAAGGUGGAGGCUGAUGAGGUGAGAAACUUGGCAGGGAGGGAGGGGAAGAAAAUGACUUUUGCAAUGUGAAGCUCUUUACUAAACCGUUUGUAAACCGACUCUUUACUAAACCGUUAAACAGAAGAGCAUAACAAUAAUUAUUUUGAAGAAAAGAGCGUAAGAAAGGAAAAUUAAGUUGUCAUUGAGGUUGACAUGGCUUUUUUUUUCGAUCAUUGAAGCAAUUCUUCAUGUGGAUUGAGAGCAACUCCCCUGAGCUAUCCGUGCCCUACCUGUGGACAGAGGAGAAACAGUCAAGUGAGUAUUUCAAUCAGUGUUGUAAUGUGUUUUACUUUGGGGAAGCGUGGGAACCCGUGAAGCUAAGUUUAGGAGGCUGCUAUGCAUUGUCGAGAUCCCAAUUAUACUCUUGAUAGAAUUUGCAUAAAAAUACCAAAUGAAUGUACAGAAAAUAGGAAGUUGGAGUGCUUGUGCUUCACAGUGGUGGCGGUAAAGUGGAAAGAGUCUUACAGUGAUUCUGUGCAGUCCGACUGCAAUGUAGUCGAUCUCAAAAAUGUAUUUGUCUGUCCUCGACAGCCUCCAUCGGUCAGGCAGUGCACCAGCUGCUGCUGAUCCAAGCCUUCCGUCCGGACCGCAUGCUGGCCAUGGCCCACAUCUUUGUAUCCAAGGUCCUGGGAGACACCUUCAUGGCCAUCAUCGAGCAGCCCCUGGACCUGGGCAACAUCGUGGAGAGCGAGGUAACAGAUAAUAUAAAUAGAAUCUACCAUUGUAGUCAUUUCAUGUCUAUGGUACCGAAGUCUGGACAUCCCUGAAUCGACAAUCAUCUCAGAUAUAGUGUGUUGUUAUUUGUACAGUAUGUUAAAGGGUUACUAGCAAAAGUGUAUGUUCUGCUCAUUGAACAACCUUGCCAAUACUGUUCUAAGUACCGUAUUUUCCGCACUAUAAGGCGCACUUAAAAGCCUUUAAUUUUCUCAAAAAACGACAGUGCGCCUUAUAAUCCGGAGCGCCUUAUAUAUGGAUCAAUUGGUUAAUUGGUUGAUCCAUACUGGUUGCACACGGCGCUCAAGGCGCUCUGUCAAAAUGUUUCAGUAUGAAAAACCAAUAAAAACAAUUUAAUAAUAAUGAAAUGUUUCAGUACGACUGGUAAACUACAAAGCCGCACCGCUUGCAGCAUUACGGCUACCGUAGUCAGUAAACACCGGUACUGUGCUUACUCACAGUCCCACACCACUUGUGUGUGUAUAAAGACCCCAAAAUUGUUGUCAGAACGCUUAAUAAAGUUUGAUUUAUCUGACUGUUUUGUUGACGUUCCCUUUAGCACAGCUCCAUCUAGUGGAUGCAUAACGCAACCCCAGUCAAACGUUUGACUGCAGUAUCUUCUAUUCUAUGCGCCUUAUAAUCCGGUGCGCCCUAUUAUAUGAAAACAGUUCUAAAAUAGGCCAUUCAUUGAAGGUGCGCCUUAUAAUCCAGUGCGCCUUAUAGUACGGAAAAUACGGUACCAUUUGCGUAUUCCAACUGCUCAUCUCCUCCUGAAACAACGGCUUGUUAUCCUACCCACCUAGGUGAAACCCAGUACCCCUGUUCUGAUGUGCUCCGUGCCCGGGUACGACGCCAGCGGCCUGGUCCGGGACCUGGCAGCCGAGGAAAACAAACACAUCACCUCCAUCUCCAUCGGUAGGUCAAUUUUAUUUAAAUUCAGUCAGUUCAGUUUGUAAACAGCCCAGGAGGAGUAAGGAUAAAACUGGCAUCUUAGAAACCUGGUUCCUCUUCUCUCUCCUCAGGUUCUGCUGAGGGCUUCAACAAGGCCGACCGCGACAUCAACACCGCUGUCAAGUCCGGCAGGUGGGUGAUGCUGGAGAACGUGCACCUGGCUCCUGGUUGGCUGAUGCAGCUGGAGAAGAAGCUCCACUCCAUGCAGCCCCACGCCAGCUUCCGCCUCUUCCUCACCAUGGAGAUCAACCCCAAGGUCACAUUCCACAUUCAAGUUCCUUAGAAAAAUAAAGAACAUGGCGACUAUGACAGUGUUUUACACUCAGUAUUGAGGACCAUUAACACAUAACAGUAAACUUAAUGAAAGAGCUACGAAGUGAUUUCUGAAGAAGGUUCAAGCACGUUCAAUUGUUGAUUUUAAAAAAAAAACACACAAAAAACACUGAUUUUGAAAAAUGUCCACAUUGUUACUUGAAGUGUUAGCACUGUGAUUGGUUAACCCCAAGCUUUUUCCCACCAUGUGGCACAGUUAUGAAUGUCUUGACUAUUGAGAGAUGGACAAAUGUUUUUUUCUCUUCUCCUCUCAGGUGCCAGUGAACCUGCUGCGUGCAGGACGUAUCUUUGUGUUUGAGCCUCCUCCUGGGGUUAAGGCCAACAUGCUGAGGACCUUCAGCAGCAUCCCUGUGGCUCGCAUGUGCAAGGUGACCCACACCACUAUAUAUAUAUAUAUACUGAUUCUCUCGUUCUCUCCUAUGCCUCUCUGUUCAUCUCUCACACACCUUCUUCCUCCGUAAACUUGGAUGAAUGAAUUAUUUUUUACCUUGAUUAUUUAAAAGGGUCAAUCUGCAAUUGCGAUAUUCAUUUUUUGGACUUUUAAUGAUAUAUAUACCCAUAGAUUCUUUAAGAAUAUAACUUAGAAAGGCCUAAUGAGCUUAUUUCAUGUGUCCUACCUCAUCAGAACCCACAAUAUAGAAGCUUGUUUUUACUCCAUUGUUUGUAAACAAUGUCAUUGUAAACUAACAUUGUAUAGCCUCGAAACAGCAUGGUUAAAACAAUCAUUUUGAUAUUGUGAAUGGUCAGUCCUUGCAUGCAUAGCUCUGUCUGAAUUUGAGACCUCCAGCCCCAUUCCUCACCUAUCUACCAAAAAAGUGGUGGGGGGGGGGCACUUGAUUGUUUGAACUGCAGAUUGCCCCUUUUAAACAAACCUCUUCUACCCAUCAUCCUCUGCAGGCACCCAACGAGCGUGCCCGUCUCUACUUCCUGCUGGCCUGGUUCCACGCCGUCAUCCAGGAGCGCCUGCGCUAUGCACCGCUGGGCUGGUCCAAGAAGUACGAGUUCGGAGAGUCGGACUUGCGCUCGGCCUGCGACACCGUGGACACCUGGCUGGACGACACCGCUAAGGUCAGUCACACACACAUAAAAUACACACACACACUGUUGUCUCUUUAUAUAGGGUUCUUUCUGUAUGCAGAAUGUCUCUUGCAUUAGAUGAUGAAUCUAUCCCGAACCUGAUUUCAUGUGAAUGAAACUCAUUAUACGGAUCUGACUUCUUUUAUGCAAUUCACACAAAUAUAUACAUUAUUGCAAUUAGGAAUGAAGUUGGCGGUCACUCAAUAAAAACUAAAAAUGACUCCUAGAAUGUCUAGUCUCUAAGCUAAGUUGGAUGGGCGUGGUGAGAACAGAAUCAGAACAGAUAUUAUAUGUAUCUCAAUGGUGGUAACCUUCCUUUCCCCUCUUCCUCCACACCCCCAGGGCCGUCAGAACAUCUCCCCAGACAAGAUCCCCUGGGCGGCCCUGAAGACCCUGAUGGCCCAGUCCAUCUACGGCGGCCGCAUUGACAACGAGUUUGACCAGCGGCUGCUCAACACCUUCCUGGAUCGCAUCUUCACCACGGGCAGCUUCGACUCAGAGUUCAAGCUGGCCUUCAAGGUGGACGGUCACAAGGACAUCAAGAUGCCCGAUGGCAUCCGGUCAGUGGCCAGCCUUGGGGGUUGGGGGGGUGGUAGUUUUAAUUUAGUGUCAUUAAAUGUAUACUGAACAAAAAUAUAUAAACGCAACAUGUAAAGUGUUGGUCCCAUUUUUCAUGAGCUGAAAUAAAAGAUCCCAGAAAUGUUCCAUUCGCACAAAAAGCGUAUUUCUCGCAAAGUUUGUGGACAAUUGUGUUUACAUCCCUGUUAGUGAGCAUUUCUCCUUUACCAAGAUAAUCCAUCCACCUGACAGGUGUGGCGCAUCAAGAAACGGAUUAAACAGCAUGAUCAUUACACAGGUGCACCUUGUGCUGGGGACAGUAAAAGGCUACUCUAAAAUGUGCAGUUUUGUCACACAACACAAUGCCACAGAUUUCUCAAGUUUUGAGGGAGCGUGCAAUUGGCAUGCUGACUGCAGAAAUGUCCACCAGAGCUGUUGCCAGAGAAUUGAAUGUUCAUUUCUCUACCAUAAGCCGCCUCCAACAUCAUUUUAGAGAAUUUGGCAGUACAUCCAACUGGUCUCAUAACCGCAGACCACGUGUAACUAUGCCAUCCCAGGACCGCCACAUCCAGCUUCUUCACCUGCGGGAUCGUUUGAGGGGUGGGGUGGGGGGAGUUCUCAUGAGUAUUUCUGUCAUAAAGCCCUUUUGUGGGAAAAACAUAUUCUGACUGUGCCCCUGCCCAGUCAUGUGAAAUCCAUAGAUUAUGGCCUAAUUAAUGUAUUUCAAUUGACUGAUUUCCUUCUAUGAACUGUAACUCAGUGAAAUCUUUGAAAUUGUUGCAUGUUGCGUUUUAUAUAUUUUUUGUGUAUGUAUGAAAACUGAGUACAGUACAUACAAAAACUAUGUUAUAUUGUGAUCAAUUCUCCUCAGCAAAAUGUUUGUCAUAAAGAAAUUAAGGGGAAACCUUUGCAUUCUUCUGAAAUGCACACAUUUAGGAAUGGUUACAUUUCAGGUGAUUUUCUACCAUUCUCUCUCCUCUCUCAGUAACACUGUUCUGUCUCUGCUCUCUCAGUAACACUGUUCUGUCUCUGCUCUCUCAGUAACACUGUUCUGUCUCUCCUCUCAGUAACACUGUUCUGUCUCUCCUCUCAGUAACACUGUUCUGUCUCUCCUCUCAGUAACACUGUUCUGUCUCCCUCAGUAACACUGUUCUGUCUCUCCUCUCAGUAACACUGUUCUGUCUCUCCUCUCAGUAACACUGUUCUGUCUCUCCUCUCAGUAACACUGUUCUGUCUCUCCUCUCAGUAACACUGUUCUGUCUCUCCUCUCUCAGUAACACUGUUCUGUCUCUGCUCUCUCAGUAACACUGUUCUGUCUCUGCUCUCUCAGUAACACUGUUCUGUCUCUCCUCUCAGUAACACUGUUCUGUCUCUGCUCUCUCAGUAACACUGUUCUGUCUCUGCUCUCUCAGUAACACUGUUCUGUCUCUCCUCUCAGUAACACUGUUCUGUCUCUGCUCUCAGUAACACUGUUCUGUCUCUGCUCUCUCAGUAACACUGUUCUGUCUCUGCCUCUCAGUAACACUGUUCUGUCUCUGCCUCUCAGUAACACUGUUCUGUCUCUGCUCUCUCAGUAACACUGUUCUGUCUCUGCUCUCUCAGUAACACUGUUCUGUCUCUGCUCUCUCAGUAACACUGUUCUGUCUCUGCUCUCUCAGUAACACUGUUCUGUCUCUCUCUCUCAGUAACACUGUUCUGUCUCUCCUCUCAGUAACACUGUUCUGUCUCUGCUCUCUCAGUAACACUGUUCUGUCUCUGCUCUCUCAGUAACACUGUUCUGUCUCUCCUCUCAGUAACACUGUUCUGUCUCUGCUCUCUCAGUAACACUGUUCUGUCUCUGCUCUCUCAGUAACACUGUUCUGUCUCCUCUCAGUAACACUGUUCUGUCUCUGCUCUCUCAGUAACACUGUUCUGUCUCUCCUCUCAGUAACACUGUUCUGUCUUUGUUUCCAGGCGUGAGGAGUUCAUGCACUGGGUGGAAAUGCUGCCAGACACCCAGACCCCGUCCUGGCUGGGCCUGCCCAGCAACGCUGAGAAGGUCCUGCUCACCACUCAGGGUAUGCUAUUGGCUGCAGUUGGUUGGCCCUGGCUGUCUGUGGGAUCCUUUAUGCAGCGAGGAGAGUGCAGAAACACAUCACUCAUCUUUGGUUUCUCCUCUCUCCAUAUCUGUUGUAACACAAUCUUAUUUCCACAGGCCUCAUUCUCAUCUAACUAGAGAAAUGGCUACCAUUGGUGCAGAGCAUAUUCUCUAACUAGAGAAAUGGCUACCAUUGGUGCAGAGCAUAUUCUCUAACUAGAGAAAUGGCUACCAUUGGUGCAGAGCAUAUUCUCUAACUAGAGAAAUGGCUACCAUUGGUGCAGAGCAUAUUCUCUAACUAGAGAAAUGGCUACCAUUGGUGCAGAGCAUAUUCUCUAACUACAUUUACAUUUACAUUUUAGUCAUUUAGCAGACGCUCUUAUCCAGAGCGACUUACAGGAGCAAUUAGGGUUAAGUGCCUUGCUCAAGGGCACAUUUACGUCAUUUAGCAGACGCUCUUAUCCAGAGCGACUCACAAAUUGGUGCAUUCACCCUAUAGCCAGUGGGAUAACCACUUUACAAUUUUUUUUUUUUGGGGGGGGGGGGGGGGGGGGGGGGGGGGGUAGAAGGAUUACUUUAUCCUAUCCCAGGUAUUCCUUAAAGAGGUGGGGUUUCAAAUGUCUCCGGAAGGUGGUGAGUGACUCCGCUGUCCUGGCGUCGUGAGGGAGCUUGUUCCACCAUUGGGGUGCCAGAGCAGCGAACAGUUUUGACUGGGCUGAGCGGGAACUAUGCUUCCGCAGAGGAAGGGGAGCCAGCAGGCCAGAGGUGGAUGAACGCAAUGCCCUCGUUUGGGUGUAGGGACUGAUCAGAGCCCGAAGGUACAGAGGUGCCGUUCCCCUCACUGCUCCAUAGGCAAGCACCAUGGUCUUGUAACGGAUGCGAGCUUCAACUGGAAGCCAGUGGAGUGUGCGGAGGAGGGGGGGUGACGUGAGAGAACUUGGGAAGGUUGAACACCAGACGGGCUGCGGCGUUCUGGAUGAGUUGUAGGGGUUUAAUGGCACAGGCAGGGAGGCCAGCCAACAGCGAGUUGCAGUAAUCCAGACGGGAGAUGACAAGUGCCUGGAUUAGGACCUGUGCCGCUUCCUGUGUAAGGCAGGGUCGUACUCUCCGAAUGUUGUAGAGCAUGAACCUGCAGGAGCGGGUCACCGCCUUGAUGUUAGCGGAGAACGACAGGGUGUUGUCCAGGGUCACGCCAAGGCUCUUCGCACUCUGGGAGGAGGACACAACGGAGUUGUCAACCGUGAUGGCGAGAUCAUGGAACGGGCAGUCCUUCCCCGGGAGGAAGAGCAGCUCCGUCUUGCCAGGGUUCAGCUUGAGGUGGUGAUCCGUCAUCCAUACUGAUAUGUCUGCCAGAGAUGCGAUUCGCCACCUGGUUAUCAGAAGGGGGAAAGGAGAAGAUUAGUUGUGUAUCGUCAGCGUAGCAAUGAUAGGAGAGGCCAUGUGAGGAUAUGACAGAGCCAAGUGACUUGGUGUAUAGGGAGAAAAGGAGAGGGCCUAGAACUGAGCCCUGGGGGACACCAGUGGUGAGAGCACGUGGUGCGGAGACAGCUUCUCGCCACGCCACUUGGUAGGAGCGACCGGUCAGGUAGGACGCAAUCCAGGAGUGAGCCGCGCCGGAGAUGCCCAGCUCGGAGAGGGUGGAGAGGAGGAUCUGAUGGUUCACAGUAUCAGUAUCAACUAGAGAAAUGGCUACCAUUGGUGCAGAGCAUAUUCUCUAACUAGAGAAAUGGCUACCAUUGUUGCAGAGCAUAUUCUCUAACUAGAGAAAUGGCUACCAUUGGUGCAGAGCAUAUUCUCUAACUAGAGAAAUGGCUACCAUUGUUGCAGAGCAUAUUCUCUAACUAGAGAAAUGGCUACCAUUGGUGCAGAGCAUAUUCUCUAACUAGAGAAAUGGCUACCAUUGUUGCAGAGCAUAUUCUCUAACUAGAGAAAUGGCUACCAUUGGUGCAGAGCAUAUUCUCUAACUAGAGAAAUGGCUACCAUUGGUGCAGAGCAUAUUCUCAUCUAACUAGAGCAGGGGUAGGCAACCCUGGUCCUGGAGAAGCCGCAGGCACUUCAUGGCACCUGGAAGACCAGGUGUGUUGAAUUGAGGAAAUCACUGAACUGAUCAAUUACCUCCGUUGGUAUUGUGUGGUUCCAAGUUGGAACAAAAUCCUGCGGUACCUGUGGCACUCCAGGAACAGGGUUGCCUACCCCUGAACUAGAGGAAUGACUACCAGGGCAUAAAAUAAACUUUUUGGUCCACCAGCCACUGUGGCAGGUAGAUGAAUAAAAUCUACCAGCCACUCAGAUUUUGUACCAGGCCAAAAAACAUUGUCGCCAUAAUUACAUUAACAAAUAUAAAAAUAAACGGAUGACCAUGCUUUGUAAUGUUUCGAAAACAAUAAAUGUAUUAGUAAAAAGUAAUGUGGUAUAUUGCUAAAUUUCAUAAAAAUUCCUGUGACCUGAGUUUUUUAAAAACCAAAAUAUCAGAUGAGACAAAAUAUUCAGCUGCCCCUUUUAAGAGCUGGGGGUUACCGUGGUAACGGGGCCACUCGAGUCAUGUCUGUGUGUGAGAUUUGUGAUCUGACUAGGGCGUGGGUCUCUUCACUAUCAGUUGAAGCAGCAGACUCAAACUAACGUUGAAAAACAACCGAGCUUGUGAACAAAACAAUGUAAAUAGCCAAGAAACACGAAGAAAAAGUCUCACUUCAGUAGACUUUUCGUUUUAAGUAAAUUAGACCAACCUUUAUGCCUGUGCACAGCGCCUCCAGAAAUGAAUCUAUCAGUACUUCACUCAGAGCACACAGUUCUGCCAGGCAGUGUUGCUGAGGCUGGAUGUAGGAUUCCUAUUUCUUUGUGCGAUUAGCAGCUAUGAAACAAAACAGCAGAAACUUUUGAAAACAGCUACUGCAGUAAAUCGCAACUCGCACAAGUGCUCCUACUUGUUGACCACCCGUCAACGUGGCUGGUAAAAUGGGCAUUCUUACCCACCAAUACCUAAAUCUAUCUAACCGCAUUUGGCGGGUGUUAAUUUUAUUCCCUGAUGACUACCAUUGAUGCAGAGCAUAUUCUCUCACUGCUUCCACUAACUCGGUUGUAAUGAUGGUUUAUAUUUAGGCCCUAGGACCCUUUCCUCUCCUUGUGCCGUUCCUCAAAUCAGUUCCAGUGUUAAAACCUCCGUGUGGUAGCCUUACCCAUGUGAAUGGGGGUGUUCUGUCAGGGGGGGGGGGGGGGGGGGGGGGGGGGGGGGGGGGGGGGGGGGGGGGUGUUCUCACCCUCCAGCAGCUGUAUUUCACAUUCAUCAUGUCUCGCUUGGCUGCCAGUUCCAACUCCCAGCUGUUGAUGCAUCCAUCCUUCCAUCCAUCCAUCCCUCAAUCCAUUCUCAUCCCCUCCAUCUAUCCCUCUAUCCCUCUUUGGUUACAACUGAUUUUUCUCACAGAGCCCCAGAAACUUUAUUCACUUCUAUAUGUCCUCCUUUAAGAAAUAUUGCAUGGUCUCCCUCCAUUUUAUUAGUAUUGGUAUUGACUUACCCUUGUUUUUGUCAGAUGUAAUUUGUUUUAUGACUUUAUGUUGUAAUCCCUUGUUUUUGAUUGUGAAACACAACAACCCAUUUUCCACCCCACUCCUCUCCCUCCUCUCCCUCCCCCACCCUCUCUCCCUCUCCCUCUAUUCCCUCUCCCUAUCCACAUCCUCCUCUCCCUCUCCCCCUCUCCCGUCUCCCUACCCUACCCCUCUCUCACCCUCAGCCCUCUCCUCUCCCCCUCUCCCUCUCCCCACCCUCUCCCUCUCCCUCCCUCUCGCCUCACCCCGGGUCCUCUCCCCCCCCCCCUCUCCCUGCCCCACCCUCCCCUCUGCCCCGCCCUCUCCCUCUCCCACCCUCUCCCCUCCCCCCCGCCCCUCCCUCUCCUCUCCUCUCUCCCACCCUCUCCUCUCUCCCACCCUCUCCUCCCCUCUCCCACUCCCCUCCACCUCUCACCCCCACCCUCUCUCCUCCUCCCGCCCCACUCCCCCAUCCUUCCUCUCCCCCCCCACUCCUUCCCCCCACCUCUCACUCCCUCCCACCCUCUCCCUCUCCCCCCCUCUCCCCCCCCACCCUCUCCCCUCCCCUCUCCCCACACUCACCCUGCUCCCUCACCACCUCUCCGCAGACACCCCAUCCCUACACCCUCCCAAAUCCCCACCUCCCCCUCCCUCCCCCACCCCAUCCCUCCCUCUCCCCACCCAUCCCUCUCCCUCCCCCCCCCUCCCCUCCCCUCCUCCCCCCCUCUCCCCCUCCCCCCUCCCCCCCUCCCUCCCCCUCGAAUCACCCCCCUCACCCCUUGCUGGGCUGCUUCAGGCACUGACAUGAUGGGUAAGAUGCUGAAAAUGCAGAUGCUGGAGGAUGAGGAUGACCUGGCCUACGAGAAGGAGACGAAGCGCGAGCGCACUGCGUCCACCUCAGCCGAGGCCCAGCCCGCCUGGAUGCGCACGCUGCUCACCACCGCCACCAACUGGCUGACGCUCAUCCCGCAGGUGGUCAACCACCUCAAACGCACCGUGGAGAACAUCAAGGUAACGUCCCGGCAACGUCUCAUCUGGUCAGUGUGAUGCCUGGGAUCUGAUGGGCUAAGGUUGGAAGAGUGUUCUGAUGACACUUUGACACUUAUAUUUCCAACAUACACACACAAUCUCUUACAUAAUGCUUUUUCUUUAUGCAGUAAAUUAUGAAUCUAUCCCGAACCCGAUUUAAUGUGAAUUAAACUCCUAAUAUGGAUCUGACUUCUGAUAUCCAAUUCACACACUGUGGGUGUCUUCAAGGACUAUACAGGUGAAAAUAUAUUGUUUAACAAACGUGUAUAUAUAUUUAAUCCCCAACACACACACAGGACCCCCUGUUCCGUUUCUUUGAGCGCGAGGUGAAGAUGGGCGCCCGCAUGCUUCAGGAGGUGCGUCAGGACCUGACUGAUGUGGUGCAGGUGUGCGAGGGCAAGAAGAAACAGACCAACGACCUGCGCACCCUCAUCAACGACCUCGUCAAAGGUCCUCUCAUUCUCUACACAAGAUCGUCUUAGUUUUACCAUUACAUCUAAUAUGGUUACAUAGUGACAAUGUGUGCGAGUAUGGUAGGAUUACGGUAAUAGUCAAUGGCCCAAAUCCUAAUUUAAGAUCCACUUUCAUUUUCAUACAAGUCUUCCGUUGACAUCAAUGGAUGAUUUACUUAAGGGUCAAAAGUUAAACUCGUGCAACUCGAGUUAGGAUUUGGCAUAUUGUCUCUGCAAGGUGUCCCAGUGCUAACGGUGUGUGUCUCCAGGUAUCCUGCCCCGUAGCUGGUGCCGCUACACCGUGCCCGCCUCCAUGACUGUCAUCCAGUGGGUGGCCGACUUCAGCGAGCGUGUCAAACAGCUGCAGGCUAUCUCCCAGGGAGCCGCCAGCGGGGGCGCUAAGGAACUCAAGGUGUUCAUCUGACCUCUAUAUUAAAGGGACGGGUUCCUGACAUUGGAAGACCUAAGUGGAUUUGGUGUUGCCUUAAAAUGAUUCCAUGAACGUAGACGGCCAGUUUGCCUAAUUCGUUAGGUUAGAAUAUUGCUAAUGUUAGCAUCCCAUUGGAUUUUAUUCAUUCAAGUCUGAAUGAAUUUAACUACUUUCAAAGAAGUCCAUGAACAAUUUGUCACUUUUUAGAGUUAGAAAUAAAGCCACUCUGGAAGCUAUCCCAUUAAUGGGUGAUUUGCAAUGAAUUGAUACCAUAAUUGACCCAGGAACUUGACAUUGGACAACGGUAUUGGACUCUUAAGCAGUAGUGUUACCCAUAAUAACUCUCCACCCACUCUGAAUCAAUGUUAUUUUCCCCUUUCCUGUCCAGAACAUCCAUGUGUGCCUAGGCAGCCUGUUUGUCCCCGAGGCCUACAUCACGGCCACCCGUCAAUACGUGGCCCAGGCCAACAGCUGGUCCCUGGAGGAGCUGUGUCUGGAGGUCAACGUCACCACCGCCCAGGGGGCCGCGCUCGACGCCUGCAGCUUCGGCAUCAAAGGUCUGCUCUCUGUCUAUAUUAGUGUACAGUACCAGUCAGGGCAUUGGGGAUUCUCACCAGAAAGCAAGAAUUACAAACACCAGCUACUUUUUAAUAUAGUUAUGGUUUGGCUGUGAUCAUCCAGGGCUGGUUUCCUGGACCCAUAUUAAGUCUAGUCCUGGAUUAAAAGACAUUCUCAAUGGAAAAUCUCCAUCGACGGUGUUUAAUUUAUCCAAUAUACAUGAUCAACCUAAGUGACCUUCACGAACCCCUCUUUCUCCCCGACAGGUCUGAAGCUGCAGGGAGCCACCCACGGCAACAACAAGCUGUCUCUGUCCAACGACAUCUCCACGGAGUUGCCGCUGACUCAGCUGCGCUGGGUGAAGCAAUUGAGUGCCGAGAAGAAGCACAUGGUACGUCUCAGAGCCACGCAGAAUAUCGUGUAUGGUACAUGGGAAUGCACAGAUGUGAAGUUUGAGCUCAAUACAACACUUUAUGCCCUCAGGGGUAUUGCCAGAUUAGAAAUAUCAAUUUUCUCCACAUAUAAUAGACCAGACCUCACAUUCCCUUCAAUACGUCCGAUAGAUGGUUCAUAGUGUGUUGGGAGCUAGUCCUAGUCAUUCUCCAAAUACCUUGAACAUUGUGUACUGUUCCCUGUUCCCACAGGUCACUCUGCCCGUGUAUCUGAACUUCACCAGAGCCGAUCUCAUCUUCACCGUGGACUUUGACAUCGCCACCAAGGAAGACCCUCACAACUUCUACGAGCGUGGAGUGGCAGUGCUCUGCACAGAGUAGACUCCUCUCACCAGGAGACUGGGGAAUUUGUUUUAUUCAUCAUUCCUAUUAAUCACUUCGUAGUGUAGUCCACUUAUGAAACGUAGUCUUUAGGGUAAUGUAGUCCAUACAAAAUGUAGUUAGUCAAGUAACUAGUGGGAGAAGUAAAAUUUGAAUUUAACAUGUCAUUGGGAAGUGAAGAAAGUCUGAGUAAUGUAGUCAGUUGGAUUGUGAAUAGAAAGUGAAGUUGGAAGAAGGUGAAAAUGAUUUUUUACGAAGGAAUCAGUAUGUUUUUAUGAUGGCGUAAAGAUGUUGGUUAAUGACAUGUAAAAUAAAGUAUCAAUGAUUUAACCGUUUGCUGGUUAUUAAAUGGCUAACAGUAACCGACUACCCAGUUUUAUUUUUACUUAUGGUCUAUGAUUUCACUGUUAAAGCUUGACCAAGAAUAGCACACCGAGCCAGUGUGCAAUUACCAUAUUGCUGCUUACUUACGUUCACCUGAAAAU